AUGUUUGUGUUUCCGGUUCUAGCUGGUGGUGGUGAUAGUGGUGGUGGUGAUGGUGAUGGUGGUGGUGGUGGUGGUGGUGGUGGUGGUGGUGGUGGUGGUGGUGGUGGUGGUAGUGUAAUCAGACUUUCAUUCUGUCUACGAAAACUAAUGUUAUGAUUUUUUAGCUCGGUAUUCACGUAUACGUAUAGAUACAGUGGAAACGGGAUUUAUUUGACACAUUCAGGUGCACAUAGCAAUCUGAGUUUGAUUUGAAACCACGAAAACAAGGGCAAGGCCUGCGUAAUGCAAACGCUCUAGCCACCUGAGCUGUAAAGCUCCACCGGUACAGCUAACUCUGAACGCAGUUUGCUCAAGUUACCCGCCGCGUUUACUGCAACGCAUGAACCCACCAAAUCUAAAACAGUGAGUUGACCGUUCAAGCAGGAUUUCCUAAGAAAUUAAGCAUAGAAUCUACCAGAAGGCUACGGAGCCCACUCAAUGAAUUGGUGUUUUAGCAAAUUGGAAUAAGUAAUUUAACUCAGUUGUGAGCAAAUCAGUUGCACGUUGAGUUGGCCAAACCCUUUAAUUAACACACGGAAGCCCGAAAGGCAAAACUUGGUUGUGAGCUGUUGUUAACAAAGAAAAUUGACCAAGUCUAGGUUAACAUUGAUUGGUCCCUAAAUUUACAAACAUUUUUUAUGAGGGACCAACUAAAGAAUCAAUUCUACUUGGACAGUGGCAGCUUCCUAGAUGGAAUGGACGAAUAAACAAUAUUUACAACUGCUGGAUGCCUUAAAAUGAUCCCACGAGUGUCCGACACCAUGUGUUGUGACUUAAGUUGCAUUCUGUUCAACGCGCACAUGGAUCACAAAUUACAAGUUGUAGGGUAAAACUGUUAGGAUAAAUACACAUUAGCUAAGAAGCAAUAUUAUAAAGCCAAUAUUACAACGGCGGCUAAGAUUUAACCAAAUUGAUACUGAUAUGUUUCUUUUGCUUGCGUUAAAGUCCGUAGAAGUUAGUUUAUUCGCAAUUAAAUCCUCUGACAAAGACGUAUUUCGUCCGCUUCUAUGUUCACUGACAAAAAUAUUAAAAUUGACGGGUUUUUCGCCCAGAAUCGUUAUUUGGAAUUAUAUAAUGUUGUACUUAAGACACAGAGUUCCAGAAUAGAACUUUGACAUUUCAAGACAAAUAAAAUGUGAAACCGAGCUCUCCGCAGGUCGUAGAAAGAUAGAAAACAACAGGAAAGUUCGCCGAACAGUUAAAGUUAGGGUUAAGGUCCUGUUAGAUCUGCGAUACACACUGUAGCUAGAGGACGGCGAGAUAAAUGAAACGAAAUAUCACAAUUACUAGAGAAAAUAAAAACCCUGCAGAUUUAGCAGUGUCUUGGCUUAUAAAUGAACUGAAUUGCGUAGGAAUGUUAUCACGCAUUUCACUGUCCCGGUUAUUCACAUAUUUUGCAGCCACCGGAUCUAGUCAUGUGCAUCAGUUAGGCGAGAUUGCACACUUGUAGGCACAUAUCUUUUUUACUUGAAAGAUACAAUUUUAGUAGGGGGACGAAACCCUGACUGAAGAAACAAAGAAUACAGGAUAUGGCGGUGGGUUUGUCGAUCUGUUGUUUGAUAUUCUUCAAACGACGAUGCGGAUUUGCAUUGUUUGGUUCGCCUUGAAAUUGCCUGCGUGUGCAGAUGUGGAAAAUUAAACUGCUCCUCCACUAACAAACUUAUCCAAUUGACUGCCAGUGAAAUCUGAAUAUAUAAACAGGACAAAAUUGUCGGGGAAUAGCAAGUGGUAGUUCAACACAAAUCUAGUGAUGAAAAUUCCUCCGUCGAUUCUGCUCAAGACUAUACUGAUUUUCUUAAUUGUUCCCUCCGGUAAAUUUUAUUCCCUAAUUUAACUUUUAACAACUGUAAUCUCCAUAUAAUUCGCAGUUUGCUUAAUGCAAAUUGCCUGUGCAAAUUAACAUACCUCAGGCAAUAUCCUGUUCUUUCAAAACAUGUAGGAGAAUGCUGUUGCCGCUGGGAGACUUUGAAGAAUCUCUUCCAAUUUAGAGGACCUGCCCUCAAAUCAUCAGCCUACGAACUCUGUGAAGGCGAGCAUAAAGGAUGCACUUCUGUGAGUUACAGAGAGGAGGAUGAAACAAAGGGCUCAGGCUGCCGUCAGGCCUGUGCGAGGCAGCGAGGUCCGUUUCUAUAUAAAAUGCAUACUCCCGCAGUUUGUUUCCUGUGUUCGUUAGUGUUUCGUUAGUUUAUGAACUAAUGCUCAAAAUAUCCUCUACUAACACUAUCCAAUUCUUCUAAUUCCUGUAGAAAAUCUAGACGAAAUAUCAAAAGCAUAUUUUUGUGAGGGGCCUGAUAAACCGUGCCAGGCAUACGACGUUUAUGGACGAAGUGGCUACGACAAGACCUUCGAGAGACACGUCAUGUGUGUCAAGGUGUGUCAGCUUUCAGGCAAGGGUAAGUCGUUUCACGGUCUGCACUCAACCUUAUGAUUGCUAGGGCACUUCUGUUUUCUUCUAAAAAAUAAAGGCUACUAAAGUAAAUUCAGAUAUUAAUGACAGUUUAUCUAUAAUUUUACGUAUGAAGACAAACCCUUGUUUCUAGCUCAACACAGUUCCACGGAUUUCAUUAAACUGUGUUCGCCCACAAAGGACCCCUGCGCUGAGCUAAGGAGAAGCAAAGGGACCUUCGCUGCCUUCAAUAAAUGCGCUUUUCAAUGUGACGGUUGGACUAACUGUAAAUCUGAAAUUCUCCCUUUCAAAGUUCAUUCUACUAUUUAUCACUCGGUUGUUCCAGCUUGCUUUUUCGCCGUUGUUACAUCAUGAUCUUUUUAAUUAAAGUGAACAACAACAUGGAGCAGACUGCUCAGUUCAGCAUCCCAGGAAGCGAAAUCGCGGAGGGCAAAUACUUUUUUGAUCCAAGGAAUGGAAACGCGUUCGCGGGUUUGAAGGCUUGCUUCAACCGUUGCAUGUCAGGUGAUGCUUUAAACUUCAAGACCCUCUUGGAGGUUUAGUUCGUGAAGGCUGCGCAAGUAAAAUUACUCGACCAUAUUUCGUGAUAUUAACAGGAAAAAAUAUGUAUUUAUUUCUUCCCAUUCAGAAAAUAGGAGUGUCUCUAUUGGUGGUCAUGAGUCAGUUUAUGCUGCAUAUAUAUGCGCAUGUGUUUGCGAGUCAGGUUUCAUCUUCCUCGUAAACGCGCUUUUGCAAGUCCACAAUUGCUUUCUAACGAAUUUAGCGAGAUCAUGCAGCUUCUGCUCCAGAGCAUUUGCUAUAGAUAAACUGACCAUUGUCUGAUGCUGGGUGAACUGCAUUACCUCCUAUCCGGCACACCAAGAACAUCGAUUAAAGUCUAUUUUUAAGGUCACAAACCUGACACGUUUAUGGCAGUCCAUGAAAUGUCUUUUAACAAACUGAUGUUUCUACUUUAGAAUAAGCGACCACGAAAACACUUGGUUGCGGGCAGACAUUUUUCAAACGGAUUUUCAAUGGUGUGGUUUUCCCGUUUCUAAUUCUACAAAUAUACGUCUCGAUUGUUUAGCUGUUAUGAAGGGACAAUCCUAUACGGACUAAAUGCUAACGAACAGAUUUAUGUUGAACACUAAGCGUGACGCGGAUUGUAUAGUGUACUUAAUGUGUCUAGGCGAUAAUUCUUGACCGUCAAGUGUCUGCAAUUUUAGAAAACGAAUUCAGAAGACACUUAUGUUCGUAAAUGUUAAAUGCUGAAUAUUGUGAAUAGAAAAGUACUUCCUGUGGUUUUUAAGUAGUUUUUAAGUUUGACUUAUAGUUAAGGCCCCUGGGGGACAACUGGACUUGAUAGUUAGCCCUGCGCGCCUACUAUCUGUUAAUCAGUGGUUCGGAGAAUUGUACAUAAGCCGGAGAACAAAAAUGGAAAAUAAAUAGUAUUUUGGAAGAUGAGUGGAUGAAUAAGCGAGGUAUUCCAGUUCUGCGAUUUCCUUGGGCUUACGAAAUGCACAGGCAACACUUCACAUAAACCUUUAGGGUUUUUAUCAUGAUGGCUUGUAAACAGCGCGGCAAAUUACCUUGGAAGAAGAAAAUGUUUCAGACAGAUCAAAGGGUCUGUUGAAAGGUAAAUAACAUAACUUUGUCAGUCGUCAGUAGAAGACAAAAUAAGGAGGCAGAAGGGUGUCUGGAAGUGGAGGAAGAUUCAACAGAAAUGUCCCAUGUGGCGUCUUUAAAAGCAUAUUACAGACAUGGAUCAAUACCUCACGAGUCGUACGGCGUAAGUGUAGGCUCAACCUCAAUCGAAAAUAGAAAACAUUCUGUACUGGCAAAAACGCACCUUCAGAAACUUCAAGGUUUCACAGGAUCGAGCAAGGUUGACUGUAACGACUUUUGCAGAGAGCCAGAAUCCAGAGUUGAAAUUGUGCUUUUUGAAUGACUACAGCUGUCGCUCAUCUUUAAAACGUAAUACAGGUGAUCAGAGUUUCUUCAGUUUGAUGACAAUCGGAUAAUCACAAAGAAGGAAAAGUUUUGGAAAUUUAUCAAUGCAAGCUAAACAAAUUGUCUAAUCAAACUUUCAUAGAAAACAUGCAUAAAAAUAUUCAUUUUUUUGCUCAUUCGGUAGAAAAUUACGUCUUCUUCUGAUUAUAUAUUCAAAGGAGGAACACAAGUUGGUUUUCAAAAUGUGUCUAAUUGUGAGAGAUUCAAAUACCGUGAAAUGGCCGUUCAUAAUUCGUCAUGUCUCGGCAUUUACCAAUGUGGCUUGUAAAGUUAACAAUAUGGAUCAUAUCCCCUGCUAAAUUUUAUGAACCCCAUAUGGUCACCAUUUACUACCGUAGAGAAAUGUGUGGACUCCGUACGCGAAAAGUAUACGGCUUUAAGAUUGGAUACCCUGAAUCUCAGUGUGAAGGUACAGCCGGUUCAGCUUUAUUCGGGAAUUAGAAAAUGUUUUAAAACCAAGUUAUGUCCCUCUUUUGAGUAUACAAUUAGAAGAAGUAGUAAUUGUCUACCGAGUGGGCGAACAAUAAAUAUUUUUAUGCAGGUUUUCUAUGAAAUAGAAUUUGACUAUUAGGGGCGUCGAAAAUCCAUGAGACAAAUUCAUGCUAAUUAUGUAAUCAUUUUUUACAAAGUUUAAUUUUUGCAUGCAGCCAAAAGGUAGUUUAUUCAAAAGCCAGCAUUCUGUGGUAACUAAAAUAUUAUAGAAUUAUAUUGCAGGCUGACUAGUUGUACUAUCCUACUUAAUUAAUCUUUUCGAAACGAAGACUCAUUUCGGAAAUACGGUUGACAUUUCAUGAGUUAGCCCACCCAAUGCAAAUUGGUCUAUUGCAAAUAUAAUGACAACCAUAUUAAGCCACGUGGAUGUGAUUUAUAAUUUAGAGGACAUGAAGAUGAUGGCCGUGAGGGAGGAUUCACACUGAAAUUCGUUUAGUCCGAAACCAAGCCCAAGAACAACUCGUUCGAUUAACCGUUUAUGAUGCAGACCGACAGAACAAAACCGUCGCAUUUGGAUUCUACUGUUAUGGGAAAAUGCGGGAAAUAAAAUAUUAUCGCAAACGAAACACUGCUAAAUUGGAAAGUUUUAUUCUGAAUGAAAUAAUGAGAUAAAUUUGGUAAAGGACUGAGAAUCAAAAGAAUUUUUCACGAACGAUAACAUAACGCGGUGCUCAACGUGCACCAUGCGAAAAAUUAAAUUAUUAUGCUAAAACGCGUACUGCGUGGAGUCUACAAUCUGGUUUAUCAACAUGGGAAAUCCGUCAGAUGCGAGACCACACGUUACGUUGACCGUGACUGACUGUGGCUUAUGCGGUCAAUUGCUAAGGCGCAUUUGGGAGCUCGGACUUUUUAAAGAAAUCAAAAUAUCCUCACAUACCAAGAGUUCUGGAGGUCAUCAUAAUAUACUGAUAUCGUUGGAAGUUCAGAAAUACCGAUUUAAACAAAUUAUAGUCAUUCCGCUUUUCACUCAAAAUCACUAUUAGAUAUAUAUUGAAUAUCACAUUUUUAUGCAAACAACGUUGGUAAAAAUAUGACAACAAAAGAUUUAAAAACUUAGGAGGAUCAGAGAUGGUAGGUAUUUUCAACGGAGCAUGAGUGAGUUGGACAUCGAAGUUAAAAUAAAACGGAUACCCAAAGAUCAUGGGUAGAUAAUUUUAGCAUACGUAAGUCGAAAGUAUUUGAAGAUAAAUAUCUGCAAAUGGAGUUGCAGGCAAAUGAAAUUAUACAAAAAGACGGGUUGGGAUCGUACUUUAAUAGGACCGCAAUAGUGCUAAUGAAGUCGGAAAAAGAAUCAGUCAGGGGAGGAGAAGAAACGCAGAAAGCCAAAAGAGGAUCAUGAUGGAAACAGCAGUGACUAGAUGGCUUAGCCAACGCCCAUCUGUCGCGAAGCAGAUGUGCUGUAGCCUAACAAAUAUAGCAUAAACACAGGAAACGUUCUAUGCCACCAUAGUCAAAAGGACUAGGUAAAUUGUCGUAGAAUGCGUAAACCACUAGCAACGGGAGAAUAAACGAAUGCAGAAACAUUCCUUAAUUUUCCACUUGCUAAUGCAAGCUGCAUGUACAGGUAGAAAUCCGACCGCAUAAUAUUUGCUCGACUGCAGCAGCUGGUCGUAAUCAACUUAAGUUAAAUGCGUGUGCUUUCUCGAUCGGACAAUAUACUCCGUGAUGAAGGAUGCUGACGAAAAUGCAGUGAGCGACAUGCAGUUAAGGCCAGCUUUUUCAGACAUGCAAAUACGAAACAAUAAAAGCCGAAUAAGGCAUAAACGUUCUUUCCCUUGUUACUUGGGCCAUUUCAUUAUUGCGUAUUGAUUUUUUCACAAUUUUGACACAGUAUACAUACACAGACACAUUCAUACAACUUCGCGUAAUUAAUUACCUACCCUUAUUUCACACUCGCUUUCCGAACUGUAUUUGUGAGAUCAGUGAAACCAAUAGGGAUUUCAAUGUCAUUCACCAAAUGGUCCCUAAUUAAUUGAAAUGAACUGAACUGCAUGAUGAGUCAUCCGUAACUUAGGUGGUACAGAACUGGAAUCUCAUCAUGAAAGGGAUUUACUGUACAAAUAAUGUGCUUGUUUGCAAAAUAAAUAAUUCGAUUAACAGGUAUCCCACGGCAGCCUGGUGGAACGGAAUAGCCAACAUUUAAAGGGCAAAUACGAAGAAUCGAAUGGACACACGGAAGAUAAGUAAGGGCGCAAAGGGCUCUAAAAUGGAGAGGGGAAUACUUUAGAAAUAAUUCUUCAUGAUUGACCAUUCAGAGGAAAGCAAAUAUGUUGCAGUUAACGGAUAUACCAUAACCGCGGGAAGAGUACUAUAAAACUAUUAUCAAAAAGGCAUUUUAAAUUUUGACAGAAUAGAGAAACCACUAAAAACGGACGAAUAAAAGAAUGAAGAAACGUCGGUGAAUUCUUAAAUUCCUAAUGCAAAUUACAUGUAGCAAAAUAAAUCCGACUGUAAAAAUUGGCUGUGGUCAAAUUACGUUAAAUGCGUGUGCUUUCUCAUUCGGAGGAUAUACUCCGUUAAAAUAAGACGCUGAUGGAAAUGCAGUGAACGACAGGCAGUUAAGGCGCUCUUUCUCAGUGUGUUUUCUACAGUCAGCAAAAUCAGAAAAACAAAACUGCACGGGGUGUAACUUAAGCAAUGGGAACAAAACAACUUGGUCCUUGGGAGGGGAAAAUCCACGCGCACAUCCGCGUCGACUCGCGGUAAGCAAGGCCCUGCUGAAGUUAUGCCACAGACGACCUAGUUUAAAAGCGUUUGGGCAUUGCCUUUUGAUAGAAAUGAGCCUGAAAUAUGAGGUCGACUCCUUGGCCUUUGGGUUUGGUUUGAAACCACGACAAGAGGGACAAGGCUUGCGUGGUGCUAACGGUUGAACCACCUAAUCUAUAAGGUUCCACCGGUACUGCCAAUUCAGAACACAGUUUGCUCAAGUUACCCCCCGCGCUUACUGUAACGCAUGAACCCACCAAAUCCAAAACAGUUAGUUGACUGUUCAAGCCGGAUUUCCUAAGUAAUUAAAUAAAGAAUCUACCAGAAGAAUAUUGAGCCCACUAAAUGAGUUGGUGUUUUGGCAAAUAUGAAUAAGUAAUUUAACUCAGUUGUGAAAAAACAGUAGUAAGUUGAUUUGGCUAAACCCUUUAAUUAACAUAAAGAGGCCGAAAUGGCAAAACGUGGUUGUGAGCUGUUGUUGACAAAAAAAUUGACAAAAUAUAUGUUAGCACUGAUUUCUCUUUAAAGUUACAGGCCUUUUCUAGGAGAAACCAAUUAAAAAAUUAAACUACUAGGCUUGACAGCAUGUGAUGAAAAUUUCUACGUCGAUUCUGCUCAAGACUGUUCUGAUUUACUUAAUUUUUUCUUCCGGUAACUCUUAAUCCUUUAGUUAAAUUUUAACAAAAGCAAUCUUCAUAAGUGAAUGUCAAACUUCUGAUACACAUGCGGAAAAGAAAUAUAUUCAUGCCUUUAAUGCGGACUUCACACGGAUGUCUAUCGACAAAUGGUCAGCUCAUUGAAUAAUUAAUCACUGUAUAUACUGCACUUUUCGGUGGACAAAUGAAGAUUUCUUUUUAGAACAUAAAUAUAUGCGGCCCUUUUAUUACUUUUGGCGUUGCGUCAAAUGCCAGGUAGCUUAGUUUUAGAGAUGGGGUUGCGGCUGAUGUUAGGGUUGGAGGGGUUAGGAUUUGGAGUAUAAGCGUUAAAUUUACUGGUCGUGUUGUGAAACAUAGUCGAAAUUUAAAGAAAGCUCGCACCUGUUCUGAGGGGUACCUACAAGCGUAUCCAAAUGAGUCCAUAAAUAUUUCUAAAUUAUCCACGUCCUAAUGCAAACUAAAUAUAGCAGUAGUAAUACGGCCGCCAGAACAUUGCUCGAUUGCUGAAAAUGGCUCUGGACAAAUUACGAUUAAUACGCGUGCUUUCUCUAUCGGAGGAUAUACUCCCUUAUGAAAGAUGUUGAUGGAAAUGCAGUGAGCGACAGGCAGUUAAGGCGCGCUUUCUCAGGGUGUUUUCUGCAGUCAGCAAAAUCAGAAAAACAAUACUAUCUGGGUUGUAACUUAAGCAAUGGGAACAAAACAACUUGGUCCUUUGGCGUGGAAAAUUCACGCACACACCCAAGUCGACUCAAGUUAAGCAGGACCCUGCUGAAGUGAGAUCACAGCGACCUAGUUUAAAAGCGUUUGGGCAUUGUGGUUUGGAAUAAAUAUGACUGAAAUAGGAGGUCGACUCCUUGGCCUGUGUACAAUUUUAAAUUCUGCACCAAUGCAUAGCCUAUGCUUAGUUUACUAGGAUUAACUAUUUGUGCAUGCAUAUUAUUUUUACAACCAGAGCUAGUAAGGAUCUAUUGAAGGCCCCCAGUUAUCUACGGUGUACAAAGACUGCCUACUAUACGCGUUUAAUUAGGUCGUGUUUUAUUUGAUACUGGUCUAUCUUCUGACUUCCGGUUGCAUAAGCAGCUCUUGCGGUUUAUUACUUCAUCGUGGGUCUUGCCUUUCGCUGUAGCAUUUCUUACUAUUGGCUGUGAUGCAGUAUUUUGGACAGCAUCCUUUUGGAUGGGCCGCUCGUCGUAGACCUAAGCCUAUGCUAUUGUGAGACCGCCCACGUAAGGAUAACCUACCAUUGUCUGUGCUGUUAUACUUCAGGCAGCAUCCGCUCCAAUGGCCCGUUCAUCGUACACCAACGGUGUCGCUAUUGGGAGGUCGUCGGUUGACUACACAUUAUAUAACUCCCCAUGAUCUUAGCUUAGGGAAUUGGCAAGUAGUCGCGCGACUUUGCUUCUCCAUACAGGAUGCUGUUGUUCGUACAGUUAUUUCAUAUUGCCAAGAGGCCAUCGGUUGACUUCAUUCAUCAAUCGCAGACACUGGAUGGCCAGCCUGUUACAGACUGACACGGAUCACUGCACGACUCAUCCUGAGGGUACAAUCGAGUAUAUCUCUGUUGCCAUUGCAUAGCGCAGUUAUCAGAGAACAUGAGGGACUCCCUACGAUAUAAACGACAACAAAACUAUCCCUAUGUUGCUCUCCCGAAUCCUUAGUUAGAAGAAGCCAGAUGACUUCAAAGUACUUUAUAUAAUGCAAUCUACUUACUCUACUGCCACAUUUCUCUACGCUUUGUUUCCUUUACACUGGGCAUGCCUCUACUACGUGAGACAGAAAGACUUCCCAAACUUCCAUCGGUCCUACUGUAUUAAAACUAAACCAUAGACUAUAUUGCACGCCAUCAAUAUGGGCUCAUUUGACUCGGCCAGUUAGCGGCCCGUCUUCGUGAAGCUCCCUUUUCGAUCUGCUCUAAUUCAAUUUGCCUCAAUUACUGGACCGCCGAUCUUCCGGGUUUUUCUUCAUGGAUGCGGUGGAACACGCAUUGCGAGAAAGUGCCUACCAUUCAACAACCGUGUCAUGGGUCACACUUAUAUCCUUUUUACAGUGCUUUACUCGCAUUCCCCUUAGAAAAGACAACCAAAAUUGUGCUGAUCAUGAGUCGGCUGUUCUCAAAUACAGAGCCAGUUCUCAGCGUCCUCCUCGUUCGGCAUCGGACGCAUUGCAAUACAAAACCGUCUGAGCGGCGCCGCCGGACUUGUUGUUUCAUUUUGUUCUUACUCCGCAUGUCAAUGGCGUAGGCAGAAAUAGUUUUCGCUGGCAGAAAUUCACUAAUCUCUCCAAAUCGUUUUUUCUCUAUUACAUGUUCACUUUGAACACCGUGCUGUGUUUUAUUUUGAGCAAUUCUUUUGGCCUUCGCUGACCAUGACCUGUUAUAUUGAGAAAAUAAUAGCGUAUUGCGAAAAUGCAACUCCGCCACAUUAAUGCCUUCGGAUCUUCAGGAUUAAAUACCAAAAUAUUUAUACGUCACCUGCAUUCAAAAAACUAAAAUCACACAGAAGAAAUGACGCAGUCCGCCUAUUGUUUACGUUUGUGGACAUCCAUUCUGGCAACCAGAUUGAUCUGAUAUCGUUGUGAUACCGAUCAGGGAAAUUGCAAUUCCCUUCACAAAAUUACAGCGCCACGCGUCCCCUCACCAAUCUCCGUGCAUUCUCAUUGGUUUGCUUUGCAUUGUUUACAUGUCCCGAUGAAAACUAUUGAUUAGCGGUGAACUUAAAUCGAUUACACUUAAAAUGUUUCUUACUGCUUACUUUCUAAAUUUACCGCUUUGCUUCCGUUGUUUUAUGUAAGGGUAUUGUAAGUUUUGGGUCACACUUUGAAGCACUUAACUUACUUUCCUUAUUUUUGACAGAAAAUAUACCAUCGAGAUGCCCCACCCGUAUAACUCUUAUCACCAGCAUGCCCGUAGGACAGGUGGCUGUGGCCAGUUGGUGAUGCUUGGGGGCGUUCAGUAGAUCCUUGCUCCAGAACUAUCAUUAAUAUGUCCACUGUUUUAAUGGGCAUAAAAUGACUCCGCCCCCGUUCCAUUGUUGAUUUUAUCUGUCUUUACGUUAAUCUUUGAUUUUUAUCCAAAGUGUGAUUGUGAAAAAUCUCUCCUUGAGCCUAUCUUAACUCUCCAUCAGAGACCGACUGAAAGUGGACUCUCUUGCUCUCUCCAUGCGUUAUGCUACCAAAGGAGUUGAUGUGCGUGUGUAUGGUCUGUCACGUUUGUUGAUUUACGGAUGCAUGAAUAGGUCAAUCUUAUGCGUCGCGGAAUGGACCUUGAGGUCCUGACCUAACCGCCGGUCAAUCAGUGUUAUCUGUGAUCAAAUAACUAUAGCUGCGACUGAUUUUUUUAGGUGGCAGUUACUGUGCUGAGCAGAAAUUGCCUCAGAUACGACAAACAUAAAUUUACGAAGAAUACCUAAAAUGCACACAAAAUAGGCUCGAAAAUGUCCACAGCCUAGGCAGGAUCCUCCGCAUUCUCCCGAAAUCUGUCUUUUUGAAAACAACCUGGUAGAGUUUGUUGGUACCCCAAAAAGCAAUGACAACCUACUCGUGCUGCAUAUAUGCUUUAAAUGUUCCUAUGAAGCUGUUCUCUUUAACAUCACGCUCCAACUCGACAACGUGGGAACCUGAUACAAGCUUUCCGCAUUCUGCGAAAUCAGGGCUGCUGCCUCGCGUUUGGAGACUUCUUCGAGUUGGCGACUACGACCAACCUGAGAGGCCAUCCACUCAAACUGCGUGUGUCUUGUGCCCGGCUAGACACCAAAAGUUCUUCUUCUCAAACAGAUUGGUUGCAGCUUGGAAUGCCUUGACUGAGGAUGUUGUUCUGUCGGGCUCCGUAGAUACUUUUAAACGGAUGCUAGAUCAGCAUUGGAGCGCGCACCACAAUAACACCGGACUACGGCCACUUUGAAAUCCAAUGUUGACAAUUUAUUUUUAUUACGAUGCUACUACCAACAUUCAAGUAACAUGUGUUUAUGUAAUUUAUUAAUUUUGACCCACUUCGUACACUGCUGCUCGCAUUCACCACGAUGCCUGUAGACUUAACAAUUUUACUUCUUUUCCCGUAUCUUAAGUGGCCUCAACUGUCCACUGAAUUUGAUCGACAGAGCAAGUUAAUGUGCCUCUAAAUACCGUUAACGCAUGACAUUCUGUGUUCAUCUGUACAGUUUUUGCUAUUCCCCUGCAUUUCUUUCAUGUUACUUCCUCUCCAUUUCCUCCAUAUAUAUCCUCUGCAUGUAACCAAUGGGGAUUUCAAAGGUACACACCUACUUUCCCUGAAAUAUACUGAUACUGAUACUAACUCGACAAAGUCUCCGUGCAAGCACCACUAGCAGCCCUUCAUUAAUUUGUAGACUGAUCACGUCCAGCUUUUACUUAAAACUAGGAGUUUCCAAACAGUGGUCAACCUGUCACAGCCGGCCUUUCAACCGUGUUGAUGAUGCUAGCCAGAUCUCAUUAUAGACAUCCAGACGUCUGGCCCAGAGCGUGUUCUGUUCGUUUGACCGCCCACUCUUAAGAAAAUACAUUUUCUCGCGUUUCUAGAGAAUAGUAGUCAUGCCAUACUGUAUUUAAAUUGUUCCUGUUUCGAAUUCGGACCUGACUGCUGCUACUUAAGCUGCCCUGACCUGGUGGAACCAAGGCUACAACAUGCUGUUGAAACAACCGAUCACAUAUUUCUACCCUCGAAAUACUUUAGGUCUUUUCAUGCAGUAACUGAUAUAGUCACAAUCAAAGAACUGCAUUUACGGAAAUCUUGUCGUGAUCCGAGAUGGUCGUUGCCACACAAUUUCAACCCGUUGAUUCCGGGACGUACUUUCUACCUGAUUCGGCUGAUCAUCAGUAGCUUAGCGCGUAAACUUUUCUGGCAAUAAAUGUCAUUGCAAUAAAUGUCCAGCCAGAUCAACAAAUGCCGGCAGGACACUAAGAUUUUUAUCACAACGUCAAUGCAGCCAGAACAUUUUGCCAGCGGUCGGUAUAAUUUCGCCUCUUUCUUCUCAGCCGAAGCUGCCUAUGUGGUUUGUAAUAUUGGCGUUAAUGCAGCCGUAUUAAUAUUGAUAUUGACGUUAGUGAUGCUACCUACAUGUUCGUUAACUGAACCGAGAAUACGGUUCUCCUCCCGUCGAUUUAAUAAUUAUCUAGCCGCUCGUAAUUAUGGAAACUCGAGACAGACAUACUGUAGGUAUACAUCUGUCUAGGGGAUUUGUUGUAAAAACUGAGUGUCUUUCGAAAUCAGGUUGAUCGAAUUUUCUUUGUGAUCACUCAUACGAAUUUGGGUCUGGUGUUUAUUUCCUCUUUUGUUUCUUUAUCUACAAAUACGGUCAAAACCAAUAUAAAGGAAUAUAUAAUUCGUCAGUAUGGGGAAGAGGUUCUGUUAGGCUUUGAAAAAUGAGUUUACUCGCCUUACGCAAACUUCAGUGCUACCCUUAACCAGAUUGCAGUUGGUGUGCUAGCCCGCGGAAUAUUAACCGAAAUCCAUAAAUGCGUUUUUGGCUCAAAGAAAUCAUUCAAGUUUAUUUGUGAAAUCAAUAAUCAUGGAGCAUAAUUCUAAAAUAAUUCAGUUACCUCAGUAUACUGGCUUUAGAUGGAACUUUAUUUUGGCCGCAUGCAAAAACCACCCUCUGUAUGAGGGGACUACAUAGACGACACAAAUGUUUCUCAUAAAUUUUUGAAGCCCUUAGUAGGUCAAUCGUAUUUCAUGGAGAAGUUGCAUGAAAAUCUUCACAUUUUAAUCAUUUUCAAUUUAAUACUCGAUGAAAGGCUUUGAUUCCCUCAACGUCCCGGCAAUAGCCACACGCACUUUGCAUGUUUAACAUGCAGGCCAUGUUUACAAUCUAACACGAACGCCUCUCCCACCCCUCUCCCACACCGACGACAUCGUCCUCAACGAGCCGACUCCGAACAUGCCGGCGACGUGUGGACAUGGAGUCUGACAAACCCCGCCUCCAGUGACACAUUUAUACUCUAUUUUCAAUUAGAAGGAUCGUUGCUAAUGUGAAUGCAUUGGCCUGAUGACAAGUUACUGAAAAACAUAUAUUUGUCAACUGACUUUUCAAUCGCGAUACCAGAAUCUUUGCAGAAUUAAUUUGUUUUUGAUUAAUUUUUUUUGAAUUGCGCUAGAAUUCCCCACGAAUUCUCCAACUAUGAAAAUAUUUAGUUCGGCAUAUUUCUAGGUCACGCUCAGAGAUAGGAGUGACCUUGCUCUAAAUUUCAAUUGUGUAUCACAUCAGCACCACUAAACUCAACGCUAUGACUUCAAAUCUGAACCCCUCCAACUCUAACAGUAGCUGCAACCCCAUCCCUAAAACUAACCUUCCUGGCAUUUGACGCAAGGCCAAAUAUAAUGGAAGGAUGGCACAUAUUUAUGCCUUACCAAGAAUUCCUGUUUCGUCCAUCGACGAUUCAAAUAUAUACAGUAAUUAAUUAUUUCAUGAGUUGACCAUUUCUCGAAGGGCAUUCAUGUUCAGCCCGAAAAACAGAGCAUUAAUUUGUCUCUUGUCCGCAUGCGUAUCAGUAGUUUUACAUUCAUUUACGAACAAAGUAUGGUUUUACGAAUAAUUAGGAAACGGCUAUGACAGCAGAUACAUAUGAAUUCAACUGAGAACAUGCACGUUUCAGAGAUGGAUAACAGUAAGUGAUUUUCUGUUCAUUAUUCCACGUAAAGGAAUUGCUUGUAUUACCCACAUCUGUCAGCGUGAAGGAUGCCAACAAGGCGAGCUUCUGCUACACUCUGAUGUUUUUGAAAUGCCAGGCCAGACUGCCUGAACACUAGAUCAUUGUACAUAACCUUUUUAUGUUAAAUCAUGCCGUGCUAUAUUACCUCAGAUUCUGCAUAGGCCCGAGUCCCACGGCGGUUUCGUAAACGCAAUCUUUACUAUGUGGUUAAACAAACGAGAACCUCAUGCCACAUCUAAGAUUGGUGGCGUGGAGGACGCCACGUAGGCGACCUACUAUCUUACUCUCAUCCGUUUCCAAUGACAAAACCAGAACUCCUUUAAACUAGGUCAUCAGUGGUCUUACUUCAUCAGGGUCUUGUUUACCGCGAGCCAACGGGGGUGUACGCGCCGAUUUCCCACGGCAAAGAACCAGGUUGUUUUGAUUCCACCGCCUAAGUUACACCGCAGACAGCUUUAUUUUGCUAAAUUUUUGCCGACUGUAGAAAACACCCUGAAAACCUGCGUUUUAACUGCCAGUCGAUCAUUGCAUUUCCAUCAGCAUCCUUCAUGACGGUGUGUAUCCUCCAAUGGAGGAAGUACACGCAUUUAACGUUAUUUGACUACAACCAUUUUCUACAAUCGAGCAAUGUGUUUUCGGUUGGAUUUCUACUGCUACAUUUAGUUUGCAUGGGGAAGUGGAGAAUUAACCGAUGUUUCUUUAUUCGUUUAUUCAACAGUUUCGAUUGGUUCCCUCAUUCCUUAAAAGAAUAAAUGUCCUUUAUGUUAUGGUUACCUAGUACGUUUUCUGAGCUCAUAUUAUAAUUGUUAGGCUGGGGCACAGCUGCUUUGCCACAGACGGGCUUUGGCUACGCCAUCCAUUUUUCUGAUUCUAUCAUGAGCCUCUGUCCGUUUUCCUUUCUUCUCCUUUCCUGACUGACUUUUUAUUCCGACUUCAUCAGCCUUAUUGCAUCCUGUUGAAGUACUGUCCAAACCCAUCUUUCUAUGUACUUUCAUUUUUCAGCAUUGUCAUUUACAAAUAUUUUUCCGCAAAUACUUUCGUGUGCUCAAAUUAAUUCCCAAUGAUCUGCUGGUAUCCAAGUUUUUUACCUUCGACGGCCAACUCAUUCACGCUUUUUCGAAAAUACAUACCGUCGCUGAUCCUCCUGCUUUGUUAAAACAUUUGAUACCAUAUUUUUGCCGACGUCUCUAUUUGCUUAAAUAUAUGAUAUUCAAUGUGCACAUAAUGGUGCUUUUGAGUGAAAAGCGGGAUGACUUUCAUUUGUAUUGAUAAGUAUUUCUGAAAAUCCGAUGACAUCGAUAUAUUUCGAUGACCUCCAGAGCCCUUUGAAUGUGAAACAGCUUAGACAUUUUUGAGGAUUCUGAGCUAUCAGAAGCGCCUACGCUCCUAAGCGCAUAAGACUUAGUCAGUCACAGUCGACGUAACGUGUGACCUCGCAGCUGAAGGAUCUCCCAUGUCGCAGACCUGAUUGUCGAUUCCACGCUAUACGCGUUGAAACAUAAUAAUUAUUCUUCUCGCAUUUUGGCGUUAUAAAACGCGUUAUGUUAGUGUUCUUGAAAGAACUUCUAUUGAUUUUCAGUUCCUUUCUAAUCUUAUAUUAUUAUUUCAUUCAAAAUAAAAAUUUCCAUGUUCAGCAGUUUUUUUGCUUACAAUCAUAUUUUACUCCAAGCGUUUUUUCCAUAACAACAGAAUCCAAGCGCAACGGUUUUGUUUUACCGGUCUGUACUUAAAAUGAUGAAUCGAACCAGAUGCUCUUGGCCUUUUUUGUGAUAAGCGUAAUUGAGUGAGUGAAUCCUUCCUCGCGGCUCUCAUCGUCAGAUGCUCUUAAUCAUAAAUCACAUCCGCGCAGCUUACUAUGGCUAUCAUUAUUUUUGCAAUAGACCAAUUGAUGUUCGAUGAUAGAUGUAUUUAUUGACUGCAAAAUGCGAUAAUUUUGCUGCACUUGAACAUACGUAUAUCGCCCAUGCCGAUUUUCUUCAUGACCUGAUACUCAUCUGAUUUUUUUCCAAUUUGAUUUUUUACUAACGUGCCCACAUUUUUUCAAUGCAUAUGUUAGUUUAAACUAAUCUGCGUUGACGUAAAUCUGAGAGUAUGACCAGACGGUUAAACUGAUAUACGUUUUCCUUAUGCUGGCUCCAAACUCUCCGCGCAUGGCACUCAGUCGAAGAAAACGGACUUUUGCCUCCAGACUCGUCUCGUCAAGUGUUUGGAGCAUUUUGCCAGGUGUCUGUAGCGCGCAGCCCAUUUGCACACUCUUGACCUCAUGCCUCUUACUGUUUUUUUGUAUCUUGCUUUAUGUAGCACGCUUUUGCUUUUACCUGACACAUUCUGAAUUCCGAAUCACUUAAACAAAUUGUGCACAGUAAGUAAGGAAACGUAAUGAACAGAGAGACGGACAUGCGCGACAGGCAAAUCACAGUCGAAAUCCAAUGGCUGCAGUUUGCUUCUAUCUUGUGUCACUCCCGGACAUAAAGGCCAUAACAACCGCAAACACCUCGAUGAGCAUAGUAAACUAAAUACCACGGUGGUCAAUCAUCCGUAGCCUGGUGCUUCAGUAAUUGACUUAAGAUUCCUAUGGUGAAUCACAAACCAAUAGCAAGGUCGAUUAUGAGGGAUGUCCGUCUAGAGACUGGGUUUUUGCUGUUGUUACAAUUAUGCUUGGCAAAACUUCGUGUUGGUCAUUCGUGCUCAGCCAUCCAAGCAAAGCCUUAACUUAGACAAUGUUUUGACUUACAUAGUUUACUUUCUGAAACUGUUCCUUCUUUUAGAUUAUCCGAUUGACAUCAAACUAAAGAAACUCUGAUCGCCUGCAUCUUGAUAUAAAUAUGUGCUGCUGUUGGAAUCAUUCAAAAAGCCCCUCUUUAACUCCGGAUUCUGUCCCUCUGUAAAAGUUGUUACAGUCUACCCUGCUCGAUCCUGUGAAACCCUGAAAUUUCUGAAGGUUCGUUUCUGCCAGUACAGGGCGCUUUCUAGUUUCGUUCGAGGUUGAGCCUGUAGUUACGCCAUACGACUCUCGAGGUAUCGACCGGGGUCUGUAGUAUGCUUUUCAAGACGCCACAUGUGACCUUUGUGUUGAAUCUUCCCCCACUUCCACUCACCCUUCUGCCGCCUUAUUCAUUCCUCUACUUACAACUUGUGACGUUCUGUUAUGAACUUUUCAACAUACCUUUUGAACCCUCUGAGACACUUCCUCCUUCCUAGUUAAUCUUCCGCACUUUUAACAACCCAUAUUGACAGAGAAACUCUUUAAGUUAAUUUGAAGCGUUGUCUAUGAAUUUCCUCAGACCGAGGUGAAUUUAGAACAGACAUACCUCGUUUUGUCAUUCACUCAUCUUCAAAAAUACUUUCCAUUUUUGUUCUCCAGCCUAUGUGGUAUUCUCCGAAACUCUGAUUAGCAGUCAGUAGAUGCGCAGGGCUAAGCGUCAAUUCCAAUUAUCCCCCAGAUGCCUUAACUUUAAGCCAAACUUUAAAAAAUACCCAAUAACCACCGGAAGUAUUUUCUAUGCACGAUAUUAAACACUUAAAUUUUCAGAACAUGAGUGCUUCUGCAUCUGCCGUCUAAAAGGGCAGACAAUUAAUCUUCAAGAGUUAUCGCUUGGACACAACUCGUACACUAUAAAAUCCGUGCCACGCUCAUUGUCCAACAUAAAUCUGCUCCUUAGCAUUUAAUCCGUGAGUGAAUUUCCCUUCAUAGCAGCUCAACAAUUUAGGCGUAUAUUUUUAUUAUUAAAAACCACAAAACCACACCAACAAAAACGCGUUUGAAAAUGUCAACCCGCAACCAGGUAUUGUCGAAGUCACUCAUUCUGAAGUAGAAACAUCAGUUUGUUGUUAGACAUUUCAUGGACCGUCGUAUAGGUAUCAGGUUUAUUACAUUCAAAAUUAGACUAUAGUCGAUGUUCUUCAUGUGCUGAAUACGGUUUAAUGCAGUUUACUCAACAUCAGACAAUGGUCAGUUUAUUCAUAGCAACUGUGCUGGAGCAGAAGCUGCAUGAUCUCGUUAAAUUCGGCAAAAAACAAUUUUAGCUCUGUAUAAGCACGUUUACAAGGAAAGAGAAAAUUACCUCGCUCAGACAUACGUAUAUAAAUGCAACAUAAAUCCUCGCACGCCCACUAAUAUAGACGCGCCUAUCUUCUGAAUGGGCUACAAUAAAUUCAUAUUUUUCCUGGUAAUAUCACGAAGUAUGUUAGGUUACUUUUACUUACCCAGUUGUAUCGGACCAACACGCCGGUUGUUGGUAAAGUGGAAAGCGUCACCUGACAUGCAACGUCUGAGGCAGUUCUUUAAGUCGAUGAAGGCAUUUUCAUUGUUUGGAUUAAAAAAGUAUUUGCCAUAUACGAUUUCGCUCCCCGGGAUGCUGAACUGAACAGUCUGCUCCAUGUUGUUGUUCACUUUAAUUAAAAAGAUCAUGCUAUAACAACGGCGAUAAGGCAAGCAGGAACAAUAGAAUGAUUAAAAAUAGAAUGCGCAUUGAAGGCAAGAAUUUUAGAUUUACAGUUAGUCCAACCGUCGCAUUUGAAGGCGCAUUUAUCGAAGGCAUCAAAAUUUUCCCCUAUUCUCCUUAUUUCAUCGCACAUGUCCAAAUUGGGCGAACACAUUUUAAUGUAAUCCACGGAGCUGUGUUGAGCUAGAAACGAACGUUUGUUUUCAUAAGUAAAAUUAUAAACAAACUGUCAACAAUAUCUGAAUUUAAUUUAGUAUAAUUUCUCUUUUAGAACAAAGAAUGAUUAGCCUAACAAGCAUAGGGUUGAUUGCAGGCCGUGAACCUACUUACCUUGCCCUGAAAGCUGACACACCUGGACACACAUGACGUGUCUCUCGAAGGUCUUUUCGUAGCCACGUCGUCCAUAAACAUUGUAAGCCUCGCAUGGUUUACCACUUUCUUCACAAAAAUAUGCUUCUGAUAUCUCUUCUAGAUUUUCUACAGAAAUUAAAAGAAUCGGAUAGUUGUCGUCGAGGAUACUUCGAGCAUGAGUCCAUAAAUUAAUGGAACAUCAACGAACACAAAAAACAAACUGCGGAAGCAUGCAUAUUCAACAGGAACAGACCUCGCUGCUUUGCACAGGCGUCACGGCAGCCUGCGCCCUUUGUUUCGUCCUCCGCUCUGUAACUCACAGACGUGCAUUCUUUAUGCUCGCCUUUGCAGAUUUUGUAGGUUGUGGAUUUGAAGAGAUCCUUUACAGAUUUCCAUCUCCAACAGCACUUUACUAAAUGUUUUGAAAAGAACAUGAUAUUGCCUCUAAGUUUGGUUAAUUCGUAGAGGUAAUUUUAUAAGCAGACUGCAAAUUAUACGAAGAUUGCUUUUGUGAAAAUUUAACCAAAGGAAUAAUAGUUACCGGAAGAAACAAUUAAGAAAAGCAGAGCAAUCUUGAGCAGAAUCGAAGAAGACAUUUUCAUAACUAGAGUUGUGUUUAACUACCACUUUUUAUUCCUCGACAUUUUUGUUCCGUUUAUAUACUCAGAAAAGCGAUUUCACUGACAGUCAAUUGGAUAAAUCCGUUACUGGAACAACAUUUUUGUUUUCCACAUCUGCACACACAGUCGAUUUGCGGGCGAUUAAAACAAUGCAAAUCCGUAUCGUUUUUUGAGGAACACCAAAUAACAAAUCGACACACACCGCCAUAUCCUGUAUCCUGCGUUUCUCCAGUCAGGGGUUUGUUCCCUUACUAAGAUUGCAUCUCUGUGCUUUCAGGUUAAAACGAUAUGCGCGUUAAAGGGCGCAAUUUCGUUUAUUUGACGCGCAUAACUAGAUUAAGUUGCUGAUAAAUAUAAGAAUUACUGAGACGGUGAAAUGCGUGAAAGCAUUGCUACAUAAUUUAUUUAGACACUGCUGAAUCAGCAGGUUUUUCAUUUUUGCUAGACACGGUGCUUUUUCGCUGCAUAUUCUUUGCUGUCCUUUAACUACAGUGUAGAUCGCAGCUUUCACAUGAAUUUAACCCAAACACUAUCUUUUCGGCGAUCUUUGCUUCUGCUUUCUUUGUACGACCAAAGGAGAGCUUGGUUUCGCAUUUUCAUUGUCAGGCUUCUAUGUUGGACCUCUGUGUCUUAAGUAAAACAUGGUUAAAUUUCAGGUAACGAUGCUAAAUUAAAAACCCGUUCAUUUUAAUAUUUCGUAGUGAGAACCGAUUGUUAUUGCGCCUCAGUGAAAAUAGAAGCGGACAAAAUUCACCUUUGUCAGAGGUUUUGAUUGCGAAUAGAUAAAACUUUAUGGACUAAAACGCCAGCAUAUGAAAACUAUCGGUAUCGUUUUGGUCACAUUCCAGUCGUCGUUGUUAUAUGGGUACUUAUCUCAGUUGUUCUUACCAUACAGCAUGUAAUUCGCGAUGCAUUUGCGUGGUGAACAGAAUGUGACUCAAGUCACAAACCAUGCUGCAAGACAUUGGUGUGUUCAUUUUAAAGGCAUCCACAAUUUGUACAUAUUGUUUAUUCAUCAAACCCGUCUAGAAAGCUGCCAUUUUCCAAGAUAAUUUGAUGCUUUAGUUGGUCCCUCGUACAAAAUGUUUGUAAAUUGAAGGACAAAUGUUAACCUACAUACGGAUAAUUUUCUUUGUGAACAAAAGGUCACAGCUCCGUUUUGAUGUCCAGGCGUCUCACUGUUUAGUAAAGGGUUUUGUCAAAUCAGCUUGCAGCUGAAGUUUUCACAACUGAGUGAAAUUUGCCAAAACGCCAAUUCAUUGAGUGGGUUCGGUAGCCAUUUUGGUAGGUUUUAAAUUGAGUUACUUAGGAAAUCCUGCUUGAGCGGUCAACUCACUGUUUUGGAUUCGGUAGGUUCAUUCGUUACUGUAAGUGCGGCGAGUAACUUGAGCAAAAUGUGUUCUGAAUUAGCUGUACCGAUGGGGUUUUAUGGUUAGAGCAUAAGCACUAGGCCUUGCCCUUGUUUUCGUGAUUUCAAACCAAAUCCAGGCUGCUUAAUUCUCAUGAAUGUGUCAAGUAAAUCUCGUUUACGCUGUAUACUAAGCUAGAAUAAUAGCAUUCAUUUUCAUAUACUGGGCGCAUUUAAAAGCUGAAUUUACUCGUCCAUCGCUACCUGAAAGGGGGAAAUAUAGUUGGCUUAGUAAUCAUUAGGGUUGAUGAAGGCGUAUGGAAUGGUUCACACUUGCCUUCAUACAUGAAUAUGUAUAAUGGUAGAGGGGGGCCCACCGGUCGUUCUUACAGAACUCAAUCUACUCGUUGUGCCGUACGGGCUCUCUCUUGAGCCAAACCAGCAGCCGCAAAGCGGCGCACGAUAUUGGCGGACGGUUAUUAUUGACAAGGACAAGGGAGACUGGAAGUACCAUUUCUGGCUUAUUAGCUGUCGUUAGCCAGUCAUACUCGACCUCAACGUCUGUAAUACCUGGGACUCUAAGCACUGAGCUACCGGCUCGUUGUCAUGUCCCGUGCUAUAUAUAUAUAUAUAAAUUGAAAAACGGGCAUCUCAAGAAAUUUAAUUAGAAGGAUGGAAUUCCCUGGGAGACAGUAGACUUUAUUGUGUAAAUUUUUGAGUCAGCUUCCCCAGCUCGUCUUCAGACUAUGGGAGUGCAACAACAAUUAACAUUUCAUCAUCUCCGUGGCAUUGGUUGGAUCACUUUGUAUUUGUCUUUAACGAUUUUGUAUGCGAGAUCUAGAUGGAUAUGCCGGUUGAUGCAAGCCUCAUUUGGGUUUACUGUCGCCAGGAAACCGAAGUUAUUUUCUUAUUUGGCAGGCUUUAAUAUUGUGGGUGUUCUCCUAUGUAAAUCUGUGUCCAAUGUGUGCAUUACCACCUGGGAUAGAUGGUCGCGUCUCUUUACCGCGGGUUGAGACAGAUUACCCAGUUUGGCCACAACACACGGCAUCUCAACUGGAGCAUGGAACUUUGUAGACAAAAACUUUUUUUCGAGGUGGCCAACUCUGUUUUUAAGGUGUAUUUGCUGUAUGCGUAAUGUAUUUGUCGGUUACCUCAGAUAUAUUUUUUAGCAUAUGAAGGAGUUUGCCAGGUGGUUGUUUUGAUGACCUCGCGGCCGUAGUAUUGGGAAUACUUUUUCCCUGAAUUGCUAGUGCCUCAUGCAUUGACGUAUAAAAUCAUGUGCGUACGCAUUUUGGACGAAUAGUUUGUCGAGGUAUCUCAUUUCUGCCAUGUAAGUCGAAAAACUGAUGGAUCAAUUUAUACAUCAGUUUAUUGCAAAGUGGCAUAUUCAGAUGUCAUCCUUCAUUUCGAGAGAAACCACCCUCUUUCUCACAAACGGAGUACGGUGUGCAGCCUUAUAAAUCUGGCCAAAAUUCACCGUUCUGAUGAAAUAAGUUAUCAGGCAGAAAUGAAAUAUCCAUCGAGGCCUGGCAGACGGGGACAAUACCCAUCAACCGUUGGAGGGCUCUACCCAUUGCCCAUCGAGCCUUUCGGGUGCAGCUCAGUGAACAAAUGAGCAAACGCCAAUCAAAGCUAAACAUGAGUCCAAAUAUGAGCGAGUCCAUGGCGGAUGCACACGUAGCAGCCCCUCAGCUCGGGUCUGACGAAGGCGCAACCGUCAACGCAGUAGUUCAAUCCUGGCGGUUGACUUUGUCAGUAAUGCUAUUCUUCUAACAAGCUUGCCAGCAUUGGAAGACAGCUAAGGUCAAUGAAGAUACGAACUGCGGUCGCCAACGUCUCAACGCCGGCCCCCGAUGUAUGUUGAGUAAUUCUGUCACGCUCCCUCCCCUCGUCCGUCCCAGUCAUCGUGUACAUGCGGACGGUGACUUCCAAAGCUAAAAAAUUACCCCUCACCCGGCGACAUGUCGCUGUAUAACUCCCCCCGUGGCCCUUCUUCCCUCCCGCUCUGACCUCAUAUGUGAAAACCUGUCCUAACAUGACUGUCAUCCACCUACAAAUACGGUGACGCGCGACAUCACACUCAACUUCGACGAUGGACACCUUUUUUGCUUUUCCAACUUCAGGACAGUAAAACUAUGGUUCACCAGAUUUCUGCUUCUUCCAUGUGUGUCCGCGGACGCGCAGCUUAUCUUCUAUUGUAUAAACACACAGUAGGCGGGGUAAUUCAUGAAAGGUCAGUCAAAAUUUCGAAAUGAAUUCUCGUUUCGAAAGUAUUAAUUAAGAAGGGUUGUAUAACUAAACAUUCUGCAGCACACUUCUAUAAUAAUCCAAGAAACUUAUAGUGCUGGCUUUCGAAUGGACUUCUUUUCGGCUGCAUGCAAAAACCAUACUCUGCAAAAAAUGGCUACUUCGAUAGUAUGCAAUCUGCUCAUUGAUUUUCGAUGCCCUUAAACAUGCAAUUAUAUUUCAUGAAAUACAUGAAUAAAAUUAUUAAUUAUUUAUCUCAUUCAGUAAACAAUUACGUUUUUUUCUAACUUUAUACUCGAAGAAAAGACAUAAUUCGGUCUUCAAAACUUUCUAAUUCCCUAGUCAUACUGAAAACGACCUGCUAUACUACUUGCAUGCAGGCUUUCCAAACUACAAGCCAUAAAUUAUCCGUGUACGGGAAACCAUAUAUUAAGCUGAGCUGCUAAAAGGAGACCAUAUGGAGUUAUAACAUUUGGCAGUGCAUUUGAGCCCUAUUGGUAAAUGUUGAGAUAUGACGAUUUAUGAACGGAUAUGUCCCGUUAUUAAAACCUCUCACAAUAACAAACUUUUAUGAAACCGACGUAUGCCUUUACAUAGAAUAUGACGUUGAAAAUGAUGUUAUUGUUUACCGAAUAACCAAAAGAAUUGAUUCUUUUAUUCCUGUACUUCAUUAACUAUAAUAAGAUGUUUAAGGACAUCGAAAAUCAAUGAGAAAAUUGCAUGCUAUUAAAGUAGUCAUUUUUUGCUAAGUAAGGUUCCUGCAUGCAGCCGAAAAGAAGUCCAUUCGAAAGCCAGCACUAUAAGUUUAUUGGAUUAUUAUAGAAGUGUGCUGCAGAAUGUUUAGUUUAACAAUCCUACUAAAUUAAUCUUUUCGAAACAAGAACGCAUUUCGAAAUUUUGACUGACAUUUAAAGAGUUGGCCCACCGACUAAUAUAUGGCAAAGUGGAGCUCGCCGAUCGUUCUUUCGGAACUCCCUCGUUUCGUUGUGCCUUGCGGGCCUUUUCUCGAGCCCAACCAGCAGCCGCACAGCUGCGCGUGAUAAAGGCAAAAGAAGAAGUGAAGAAGCCAGCCCACACGGAUGUCGAGAAUAUUGUGAUUAACUGAAAAUUAAAAAUAUUCAAAAAAGCACACAUUUAACGUAAUUUGACUACACACAUUCCUGGCAAUCGAGCAAUGAUUUUACGGUCGGAUUUCUAAUGCUACUUGGAGUUUGCAUUAGAAAAUGGAAAACUUACUAAUGAUUCUGCAUUCAGUCGGAUAAUAUGGUAGGUACCCCUCAGAAAUAGGGGUGACAUAGCACUAAAUUUAAAUUGUGUAUCCAAACAAGACAACUAAACUCAACGUUAAGACUCCAAACGCUGACCCCUCAAACUCUAACAGUAGUUCCAACCCCAUCUCUAAAACUAGCCUUCCAGGCAUUUGACGUAUGGCCAAAUGGAAUGAAUGGACGGAACAUAUUUAUGCCCUACGAAGAAUUCUUGUUUUGUCCACCGAAAAUUGCAGUAUAUACGGGGAUUAAUUAUCCCAUGAGUUGACCACUUGUCAAUAGACAAUCAUGUGAAGCCCAAAUUAAAACCAUAGAUAUAUUUCUUUUCCGCAUCUGUAUCAGAAGUUUGGUAUUCAAUUACGAACAAAGUAUGGUUUUAUUCGCAGAGAAAAUACAAAUAGCUAGGAAGCGGCUGCGUCAGCAGAUACAUAUGGAUUCUAUUGAAAACAUUCAUGUUUCAGAGAUGGAUAGCGGUAGGUGAUAUUCUAUUCAUUUUUCCACGUAACGAAAUCACUCGUAUUGCCCACAUCUGUCAGCGGCAAGAAUGCCAACGAGGCGAGCUUCUGUUGCACGCUGAUGUUUUUGAAAGACCAAGCCAAACAGCCUGAACACUAGAUCAUUGUACAAAAAACCUCGAUGUUAAAUCAUGCAGUGCUAUAUAAUCUGAGAUUCUGCAUAGGCCUGAGUCCCACGACGGUUUCGCAAACGCAAUCCUUACUAUGUGGUUAAACAAACGAGAACCUCAUGCCAUAUCUAAGAUUAGUAGCGUGGAGAACGCCACGUAGGCGACCUUCUAACUUUCUCUCAUCCGUUUCAAAUGGCAAAAGCUAGACCCCUUUACAUUAGGUCGCCUGUGAUCCUAAUUCAGCACAGUCGUGUGUAACGGGAAGCAAGGGGGGUGUAGACGCUGAUUUUUCACGGCAAAGGACCAAGUUGUUUUGCUUCCACCGCCUAAGUUACACCACAGGCAGCUUUGUUUUUCUAAAUUUGUGUCGACUAUAGAAAACACCCCGAAAACGCGCGCCUUAACUGGCAGUCGGUCAUUGCAAUUCCAUCAGCAUCUUUCGUGACGGAGUGUAUCCUCCAAUUGAGAAUGCACACGCAUUUAACGUUAUUUGACCACAACCAUUUUUUGCAAUCGUGCAAUGUGUUUUCUGUUGGAUUUCUACUGCUUCAUUAAGCUUGCGUUAGGAAGUGGAUAAUUAACCGAUGUUUCUUCAUUCUUUUAUUCACCAGUUUCCAUUUUUUUCCGCAUUCUUUAAAAAUUAAAUUGUCCUCUUCGUUAUGGUCGCGUAGUUCGUUUUCUGAGCUCAUGGUAUAUUCUUUAGGCUGGAGCACAGCUGCUUUGUCACAGAUAAGCUUUGGCUACGCUGAUUCUAUCAUGAGCCUCCUUUCGUUUUCUAAUUUUCGUCUCCUACCCUGACUGACUCUUUAUUCCGACUUCAUCAGCCGGUAGCGAUCGGGAGAUGGCACACAAAAAAUCCGUUACCUAUAAUAAUACCUUAAACAGUGGACUCAACCGCCUUCAGACUAUAUCAGCGGUUGAAGGCCUACUUUUACGCACUACUUAGCCUUUCCGCAAUGGCCUCACUUGGGUUGGACGAACAAACUUCGCAGGAGGUUACAUGAAUGACGGUCGCUGUUACCCAACCUUCCCCAUCGUUACACACGUACACCUGAAUAUACGGCAUACAUUCGCAUUAUGGCUGUUUAUUACAAAACAUGAACACUAGGAAAUAGGUUAAUUCUGCACAACUUGCAACAGGAGCAGCUCCCAGGCAUAUGCGAAAGACAUGGCAUUGAGGCCAAACUAAAGAAGAUACUGUACUUCGUCUAUGUUAACCCACACAGCUCGACCACAUACAGGACCUCCCUCGUGGAGUUUCCUUUUAAGCCUACUCCAGUAUGCCUCAAUGGCAGUAGUGUUCCGUCUGGUGGUAGGAACCUUGAAGUUAUUUGAGUGGUUAACAGAGAAAUGUAGAUAACCUUCUAAGGGAAGACGAUUAUACGCCUUCCGAUCGACCGUUACCACAAUACUACCUUUGGCGACCCAUUUUGUAAUAACGGAACAGAGAGCGGGCCAACGUUGAUCAUUCACCUGUUCAAAUAAGGCUUUCUGUCAGCGAGUAUCGUACAUCCCGACCAGCCACCAGCCAUAAAACCCCUAUUACCACCUGCCCCGUAAGAGGGACUCUUUUGGUUAGGCGGAUUUUUUUUGGGUGUCAUCUCCCGAUGGUUACCCAUCAGCCUUAUUGGACUCUUUUAAAGUACUGUCCAAACCCAUCUUUUUAUGUACUUUCAUUUCCUACAAGUCCAUUUACGAAUAUAUUUCCGCAAAUAAUUUCGUGUGCUUAAAUUAAUUCUCCAUGAUCUGCUGGUAUCUAUGAUUUUUUGCCUUCGACGGCCAAUUCAUUUAUGCUUAUUCGAAAAUUCAUACCGUCGCUGAUACUUCUAAUUUGUUAAAAGAUUCGUUAGCAUAUUUUUGCCGACCUCUCCAUUACCUUAAACAUAUGAUAUUCAAUGUGCCUCUAAUAGUGAUUUUGGGUGAAAUGCCGAAUGAAAAUUAUUUGCUUUGAUAAAAAUUUCUGAGCAUCCGAUGACGUCAGUAUACUACGAUGACCUCCAGAGCCCUUGGGAUGUAAGGCAAUUUUGACUUGUUAAGGAUCCUGAGAUUUCAGAAGCGCCUACGCACUUGACCGCAUAAGCGCCAUUCAGUCACUGUCACUAGGUCAUUGUAAAUAAAACUUCCAUGUUAAAUCAUGCGUGCUAUAUAAUCAGAAAUUUUACAUAGGCCUGAUUCACAAAGCUAUUGGAGAUGGCAAUUGUUAGGAUGUGAUUAGAAAACCGAGACCUUCAUGCCAUAUCUCAGAUUGGUAGCGUGGAGAACGCCACGUAGGCGACCUACUAUUUCAGUCUCAUUUAUUUUGACCGACAAUGCCCAAAUGUCUUUAAAUUAGGUCGCGGAAGUCUCAGUUCUGCAUGGCCUUGGUAGACGCGAGUGAGCGCGAGUGUACGCGUUGAUUUCCCACGGCAAAGCACCAAGUUGUUUUGAUUCCAAUGUCUAAGUUACAUCGCAAACAGCUUUGUUUUUCUAAAUUUUUGUCGUCUAUAGAAAACAUCCCGAAAACGCUCGACUUAACUGCCAGUCGGUCAUUGCAUUUCCAUCAGCAUCUUUCAUGGCGGAGUGUAUCCGCCAAUUGAGAAUGCACACGUAUUUAACGUAAUUUGACUUCAAUCCGUUUUUACAAUCAAAUUUCUAUUGCUAUAUACAUAUUUUCCAUUAGGGAUUUACGAAUAAGAAUCGCAUAUUACUCUUCCUCUGGUUUUGUUGUAUCCGUUAACCACCAAAUAUUUCCUUUUCAUCUGCAUGGUCGAGCAUGGAGAAUUAUUUCCGACCUUUUCUCCUUUCCAUUUUUCCUUAUCUUCCGUAUCUUGUUCGAUUCUUCGCAAUUACUCUUUGAAGUGUUGAAUAGUCCGUUCCAUCAGGGUAUCUGGGGAUACCUGUUAUUAAAAUUAUUUCUCUUGCCUUCAAGCAGUUUAUCCGCACUGUAAAUCCCUCUCAUUUUGAGAUUUCAGUUCUGCACCACUUAAGUUAAUGUUGGCCCCUCACAUAGUUUAGUUCAUUUUAUUAAGGGAAAGUAGGUAAAUGACUUUGAGCUCCCUAUCAGCUACACUGAUCUCACAGAAAAAAAACAAUACGUAAAGCAAGUGCGGAAGAGGGCUAGAAAAUAAAUUACGCGGAGUUGCAUGAAUGUGUCAGUGUAUGUAUUCUGUGGCAGUUUAUUUGGUAAGGAUAAUAUGCAAAGCCUUUCAAAACCCUGUUGAUUACAUGUCAGCUAGUUAGAAAUAACUGUACACGCACAAAAUAAUAUUCAUUAUUAAAACAGUACUUGUAGAGAAAAUAUUUGUGGGGACGUGGGGUCUUAGUUCAGAUUCAGACUGUCGAGGGAAAACAGGGGACACAAAUAAUUAUCCAGGCGUUUCUUGAAGAGUUGCAGGGACGUAGCCUCCACGACUGACUGAGGGAGAUCUUUCCAUUUCUCCACUACCCUCUGCGUGAAAAAUUCAGAACGAAGAUUCAGCCUGGACAUUGUUGUCCGUAGCUUCAUCGAGUGACCACGAAGAUUGGGUGAAAGGUGCCACUGAAACAUGUCCUCAAAAUUAAGUCCAUGCUCAAGGCCAUGUAUUAUCUUGUAGACGAGGAUAAGAUCACCUCUUUGCUGCCUGUAAGACAGAGGGAAUAAAUUCAGGUAAUUCAGUCUGUCUGCGUAGGUUUGGCGUUAUAGACCGUUUAAUAGCUUUGUUGCUCGACGUUGUACCCGUUCUAUGUAUGCUUGGUCCUUAACUAGCCAUGGCCGCCAUGCGGUAGGCUUUAUUCUGGCGUUGUUGUCAGAAUUGUGAAAAAUCAUUACGCGGUACUGAAAUGGUCCAAGUAACGUGGGAGCAAACGUUUAUGCCUCAGUCGGUAUGCAUUGGUUCGUAUGUGCACGCCUGACGGAGAAAAUUUACGAAAUGAUUAUAGGAUAAUGUAACUAGAAUAUAGCGAGUACGAUGCUUUGUAACGUACAGUACGUGACUUAUCUCAUGAAAUCUGAUAACAAAACUGGUUAGAGUAUUUCUGGACGUCUUUAACGUGGCGCAUUUUGUUCCCUCAUCCAAGUCCUUUUCUUGUGCAGAACUUAUGUUUACCCAAUUAUAUGAAGUAAAAUAUCAGUAAAUUUUUAGCGAAAAUAUACGUUUAAAUAUAUUCGUGCAAUGUCCUAUGCAAAUACAUGUCCUGCCGUGCAUUCAUAAUUGAAGAACGGAGCCUAAAAGCGAGCAAAUACAGUGGAAAUGGCCUCAAUGUAUAGAGAAAGGCAUGUUCUUGCCUUUACGGUAGAAAAAUAUUAGUAUUGCUUAGGAACGUGAAUGAACCGUCAAAAGUGUGAAAUUUUUACUUGGCCUCGCCUUGCAAAAAUGCAAAGUACACAGAGAUCCAUCGACGGUGUACAGUAAUAAAGCACUUGCUAGAGAGUUAAUUUAUUAAGGAACGUUUUCCUACUGAUCGAAGACAUAUUCGUUGCUGACUCUCGUUGUGGACAGACAUUUUUCUCGAAAAUGAAGUUUGAUGUUUGAAUUAGUCUUGAAAUGUGACCCGAAAGAUCAUCUUCGUGAAAAUGAGCGCAUGAACACUCACUAAUUCGGAAGAAAAGUUCUCUCUAUAAACACAAAAUCGUAUGUUAACGAUCACGCCUAUUUAAAUUUAUUACGCACCGACCGGCCUCAUGGCAUGUCAUCUUAUGAAAACUUUUGAUCCUAUGACGUCCCCAUCGGCGAAAUCAAGCAAAAGCCAGCUUCUCUUGUUGAAACCUCCUCUGACUUAACUCUAAAAAGUAGAGGAACUUAUGGAACACUGGAAAACUGCUUUAGAAUCUACACCCAGAAUGUAGGCAGUUGACAAGCCGUCAUAUAUGAAGUCACACUACUUAUUAGAUUAUAUUUAGAUGUUAACUUCACUAAAACCUUGUUAUUUUAUGUCUGCUUUCAUAUUUACUACGUGUUUGGUAUGCGAAUAUAUUCUAUACAUCUAAAAACAAACUUUACUUAAUAAGAGUCCUUUCUGACGUUUUCGAGAUAUUUCGCUUUUCUAAAAAAUCGGAAUUUCUUACCAACGGAGCACUGCGUUUAAAAUUUCUUUUAUGUUUUAAUUCUUUCAAACUUGUAGUUAAUUAACAUAGAAAUCAGACUCAUAAAAUGAUGUCAGUUUGCGACUGACUGGCAAUCAUUCGUAAAUUUCGACACGUUUCAUCAGCUAGGUCACUAACUGUAUAACGUUCGGGCUGUACAAGGGGAAAAAUUUGUUACUUUCUGAUGACGUGCUGGUGCAUAUCCCUGUACUGGUCAAGCUUCCUCUUAAAUGAGUCCACGGAUGUAGACAUGAUGACGUCCAUAGGCAGGGCGUUUCAUGCCCAGCCGCCCCAUUUUCUCUUAAUUUGAGAGCAUGUCCUAUCAAGCCAGUAAUGAUGGCCGGCCGGAAAGGUGGAUGAACGCGAGACAACAAUCUCGACCCCGCAGUAUGCGAAACGUUUGAAUUAAGUCGCCACGAAAUUGACUGUGGUUCAGGGGGAAGAGGUCAAGACUAGACAUUCGAGUUUCGUAAGAUAGGUUUCUCUGAACUAAGACAAACUGGGUUGUCCGCUGUAGAACUUUUUGGAGGGUAGCACGAUCUUUAACAGACCAGGGUCUCCAGGCCUGACUGGCAAAUUCUAACUGCUAAAGCAUUCUCUGUCCAAAUUUGCAAAUGCCCGAUUGAUAAAAUAUAAGCUGGAUACUGCGAAUUCGGUUGUUUUCAAGCAGUGAAAUGAUGGCUUUAUUCAGAAUGUUAUCCACAAACCUAGAUCCUUCUGAACCUCUUCUACUGGUAGCGGUCAGUUAUUUGGAUAGUAUACCCUGCGGUGAACAGAGCUGGUUUUGUCAAUUUGCAAAAUGCUGCAUGUGGCAACACUGAACGGGAGGAAGUUUAGUUUCGCCUAUAGAUUUGCUCCAUCUUCCUCGUUCCAGAUGACUUUGCGGCAGGAUGGUAGUUGGUAGCCCUGCCCACUGAUUCUACAAUUGCACCUACUGGCUCGAUUUCGGUAUCUGUGAUAACGUUCUCAUUAUGUCUGGGGGGUGCACUUACAGAGACCCUGUCAGGAUGACUUUCUUCUUCACUUUAAUCGCCCUGAGAACGAGGCGCUGCAAGACUGUCUAUAUAGACUUAUUGUAUUGCACCCCCACACGGAAAUCUUUAGUAAUAGGCGAAAAAUUUAUCCUAAACGGAUUAUGAUUCAUCAUGCUUCCCAUUAUGCUUCUAGUUGCAUGCGCGCACAGUACUACCUGCAUCAGAUUAAUUGCAUAGGUACUAUCCUAGGUGGAUUGGCGCGGGUCUCCGUUUCGUCGGUUUGCCUGCAUCCUUGGGUCUUUUUACUCCAGACCUCCAGUAGAGUCCGGUGCGAUCGUGUACGAAAGGACAACCGAUGCGCAGUUAGGGUGUCUACCGAUACUCCAUCCACUGCAUCAGUCGUAUUGACAGAGUGUUGCUCUCCACCCCCCGCCUUUACGAACACCCCAGCUGUAUUUGGUCGCAAGGGUUUGGCUGAAAACUAUGACGCCUUGUAAACACCGCCAUGGCCAGUUAGCGAUCCCAUCCCGCACUUCCAGUUUAAGGCACUACGGCACCCCCCCGGGCGCUUCGACAUUGCUGGGUUUGAACUGGUAGCACUUCACCUACCACAUCGCGCACUUACUACCUCUUGAGUUCAGACUACAACAGCAAGGCGUCUCAUACGUCAGUCAGACUCGGGGUGUUCACCUUCCUCGCAUUUUUCACUAUAUUUAAAUUAGGUUUCCACUUUAACAGGACCGUCAAUUCCAGGCAUUCCCUACAAGCGCCAUUUACGCCUCCACUCAUUUGCCCCACCCAUAUAGCCCCUAAUACCACCGGUCCCGUAAGUCAGGUAGCUGGGAGUUUUCGGUACCGGGACGGCUACCAACUACCAUCUAACCGACAUCGCAAAGCUUAAUGUCGUCAGCAAACAUGGUAAAGUCGCAGUCUAACUCUCGGAUACUGUUAUAAAUAUGCAUGAGGAAGAGGAUAGGACCAAGAACGCAGCCCUGAGGUACGGCGCAUACAAUCUUCAGCCCCGCCAAUUGUUGGUCAUCAAGACGGACAGUCUGCGAUCGACCAAUCAAGAAGUUUUUGAUUAACUUCAAAAGUUUGCCUCUUAUCCCUGUGCGGCUGAGCAUGUUAGGAGACGUUGAUGUGCAGACCUAAGGCCUUCUUGAAGUCCAUGUAGGCCACAUGCACCACUUUUGUUUCUCCAAUCGCUCUGGUCCGCCGUUCCAUAUAAUAAAGUAAAUUGAUCUAGCAGGACCUUCCUCUGCAGAAUCCAUGCUGUCCAUUAGACAGAAGAUGAUGUUGCUCUAAAAAUGCAUCAGCUUUCGUUUGAUAAUUCGCUCCAUAACUGUGCAGCUUAUCGAAGUGUGACUCACUGGUCGGUAGUUGUUUGCAGAAACGCGAAUGUCACCUUUAGAAAUAAACGAUAUCCACAUAGUUUUCCACUCAGGAGGCAGUUUGCUGACAUCGAUGAAGUCUUGGAAGAUACAACAGAGGUUCCGCCAGUUCUGCGGCUAACUGCUCCAACAACUUUGCUGAUUUGUCAUCAGGACCUGGUGAUGCCGCUUCUUCCGACUUCAGCCGUUCUUGUUGAACAAUAUUUUUCGUGAAAAUCACUCCGUCACUUGUUGGGACCUUAUCCAAAUUAUACUUAUUAGUGGGUAAAUCGACUUCCCUCAUAAAAAUCGACUGAAAGAACUUGGAUAGAUGUUCAGCCUUUUCGGCGUCCAUGCGAGUUUCAACGCCGUCAUAUGUUUUUAAUGUAGGAAUGAGAUGCCUAUUGCGAGUGAUUUGUCUUAUGUAGUUGUAGACAAGCUUUGAUUAUUUUCCUGCAUAGUUUAGCAGGUUACUCUCGACGUCUUGGCGGGCUUUGCACACGAGGUACCUUACUCUUUUUCGCUGAAUCUUUUACCUAUUCGAUGAGUCGGUAGUCUUAUCCCUGAGAUGAGCAUUCCACAUCUUUUGCUCACGGUUUACUUUUCCCUUUCGUAAGCACUUUAACGAUCGGGCCCUGUUGGUGAUUUCCUUUCCCGCACAGGGGCGGUAUCUGGUGAUAGGUGUUUGCAAAACGGCCCUAAAUCCUAACUAUUCAUCGGAAACACACCCCGUGAAUAUUGCUUCCCAGUCUAUUCGUCGCAUAUUGAUAUGCAUAUGAUUGAAAUCUCCCCGCCAUAUGUCACGCCUGACCGUGAUUCUACGACCAGUUAUAGAGAAGAGAGAAAACUCCCACUGUAGGACUACAUGGUCGCUUUUUCCGAGAGGGUGUAGCCAGUUUACGACAUCUACACUGCCAGGCUUUUUUGUCAGUAUAAGGUCCAAGGAGCUGGCUAGUCGCUCUUUACGUAGCCUGGUUGAAGAUGUGGCCGGUUGUAUUAUUAAGCUUACGGAUAAAGCACAGGAAUAUUUUUAAUUCUUGUAACUUUGCACAAAGCCCCCUGUGUUCUCGGUGCCAGACAUCAAUUCGGGGUCUUGCAGGCGCAUAAAACAGCAAAUAGCCUAAUCUUAAUAGGAUUGAAAGAGUGAUUUCCAGGUCAAGGUCGAGAAAAAAAGAGGCGGGGACACUGUACAUCUCUGCAGAGCAUUACGCUAUCUGAUUAGUUUCAGUCCACUUUAGUUUACUUAGGAGAAUGGGCGUAAGACAUUGAGUACUCUAUUCACGUCGUAAAAUUGAAAUCAAUGUAAAGAGAAGCCAAGUGAUCUGAAGAAGUUAAAAUUAACCCAUAGUAGUGUGGAAAGCUGGGUGCGAGUUUCGAGGAUUAAGCUUGAUCUCUCAUUGACCUUGCGCAUUUUGGAGCAUAAAUCUGUCCGUGUUCCUUUUAAAGGUUACCGUCUAUGGUAGCAUCGGAACAUCUGCGGCAAGAGCAUUCAGUGAUCAAACAACUCUGACGGAGAAGGAGAAAUUCCUUACAGUCAGUCUUGCCUACUGAACGUCCAGUUUUAAUAGGUGACCCCGAAGGCUGAUCGUGAGACUGCAUUCAAGAGAGCCCUCCAAAUUCAGGCUGCAAACCAGUCUCUCCACAACGCAUAAUGCAUGCAAAAAAAAUACUCGCGCAAAUGCCAUAACUCAAACAGUGCCGUUCCAGCUAUGUUGCACGGGGAAGGGAGUUUUAUCCCUUAACUAUGUGGUUGCCUCAUGUGGACUGUUUUAGGACUAAUUUGAUCCUAAUUUGUGAUCAUAUCUGUAUCUUGAAGAUUUUGCCGAAGAUAUCUUUAUCGAAAUCCAUAAAUGUUCGUUUCAAUGAAAGUAGUACAGACCUUGCUUCUUUCCAGAUCUCGAGCAGUAGGGGGAUCGUUUUUAGGAGUUCGUCGUUGGCACACUGAAAUCCUUUCGGACUUUCACGUCCUUUGAGCUGGAACGAAAAGGAAAAUCAAUUUCUUGUGCUGGAGGAUUUGGCUGGGUUACCUAGGCAAAUUAUAGGGCUUUUGUCGAGGUUGAUCUGUAUGAGACAACGGUCUGACCCCUUUUACAACCCAGUAAGAUUUAUUUGCAAUAUGCCUUUGCUGAACGGUCUCCAGAUUGCACUCAAAAUUGAGAAAGGUCAGAAAACAUUAUCGGUUACGCAGUACGAAUUUCCUGCGUAAUCGUCCAUGUAAAUAAGGGAGAAACUUCAGCCCCAGUACUUAAGCCUGGGAAACAAUGCUAUCUACUACAAGAAAAUUAGAUUUAGCGUAACCGGUCAUAUUGACCCAACUGCGAAAAACUUGGCGCCUCGGUGGCAUUCGAAACCACGACAGCAAGGGUAAAGUUUUAGUACGCCCAACGCUUUAGCCGUCUGAGCUAAGAGCCCCCCCCCGGAAAACGUGAGUUUAAAUACAUUUCGGUGGGUUCUCGUAGAUCGUUGGAUGUAUUAAAGCCUCCCCGUGUUUUCGUGAGUUUGAAUCCUACCGAGGCGCCAGGUUUUUCACAUUUGACUUAAUAUGAUUUAUUCGAAAUCUGCCAAAACAUCUAUUUAUUAUCGUAACCGAUUUACACAACCUGCUGUCGGCUCACAAGGAAGUUUUCAGUUCAUUAAAGGAAGCAACCUCUUAUCCCUAUUCUUCCGAAAUUAUAUAAGUCUCUGGUGUUGCACGCUGUCGAAAGUCUUCUUAUAGUCAGUGAACGUCAUGCUGUGUGCAUGCUGUCAAGAGCUCGGGUAUAGCUCUGGAGACAUUGUGGAUGUUUUCGUGCAGGAUCCUCGAUUUCGGAACUUGUUUUGGCAGUUGGGUAGUAAGUUAUGAAAUUUUGGGAAUAAAAUUAAUUCGCUCGUCAUAACGUUGCUGAGAAUGCAUGUCAAACUAGUUGACAUGUACUCAGUCGUCGGUGCCCGGCCGACGCCUUUGCAUAGGGGAAGGCACAUACGUCAGCUUAUAGUCGUCAGAUAAUACUCUGAAGGAAACAAAAGCACGAUCACUGGGACGCACAUUUAUUGGCCUUAGCUUCCGAACUCCAACUGGAGUUCAUCAUCAAAGACUGCUAGAGUGCAGCAACGUGUGAACAUUAAUAUCGUUGUGCCGUGUGGGGGCGGGAAUGCACACAUGGCUGGGCAUGAUUUGUGCUGCCUGGCCCACAAUGGUUCCCCAGUGUGGUGACGGCGAUUGUACUUAGCGGCGAUGUGAGCUGCGGCACCUGGCUGCGUGGGCGGAGCGCAUGAAAACACGCUCGCAAAUAAAUGUGUCUAUUGAUAGAGUUGGUGUCCGAAACCCACGCCUCCAACAGUUCUCGCCCAGUCUUGUUUCCGACUGACGCCAAUAUCCGCAUGUUGAUGGAGUCGAACUCAUGGCCUUUCUCCAGCGUGUGAGUGUAGACUUGAGAUAGUGGUCGCCUCUACGAACGGCCGUUUGGGCUCAAGUAUUCGUAAGCUGAGACGUAGUCCUGUCUGGCCUGUGUAGUGGCAAGGGCAAUCAUGGUAAGGGAUUUGAUAGACUACAUCAGACUGCUCACCUGCGUCCAGCCGAUCCUUCAUUUUCAUGAUCCUGCCACGCAAGGUAGCCACCCGAUGAUGAGCGGUGCCCACGCCCAACUCUGGCGCAAUGCGUUCUGUGGCCUCGGACACGUACUUAAUGUACAAUUGGGAGUGUCAACCUAUUGGUGUCUCUCUUCCGUUUGUCCGGCGUGGGUGCGUGCGUAUGCAGCGGCGGAUGAAAUUAUUUGGUUGGCCGUUUAUUGUUAACUGGUCCCUGAGUUGCCGUAGUUCUUGCAUCCUUCCACCCAUUGGUGCACAAACGGGACUGUGUGUGGGCGCUUUUCGACAGGGUAUAAACGCACUGUAGCGAGCCCCAAGGAAGGAUGCAAGAACUACGGCAUCUCCGGGACCAAUUAACAAAGAACGGCUACCCAAAAUAGCUUUAUCAGUCGCUGCAUACGCGCACACCCACGCCGGACAAACGGAAGAGAGACACCAAUAGGUUGACACUCCCAAUUGUACAUUAAGUAUGUGUCCGAGGCCACAGAACGCAUUGCGCCAGAGUUAGGCGUGGGCACCGCUCAUCAUCGGGUGGCUACCUUGCGUGGCAGGAUCAUGAAAAUGAAGGAUCGGCUGGACGCAGGUGAGCAGUCUGAUGUAGUCUAUCAAAUCCCUUACCAUAAUUGCCCUUGCCACUGCACAGGCCAAACAGGACUACGUCUCAGCCUACGAAUACUUGGGCCUAAACGGCCGUUCGUAGAGGCGACCACUAUCUCAAGUCUACACUCACACGCUGGAGAAAGGCCAGGAGUUCGACUUGACAUAGUGGUCGCCUCUCCGACCGGCCCGUGAGAUGUUAGCUACACACCAGGUAUCGUACGGGUUCAAAAUCUGUUGUGCGUUGUGGGCCGGCCUUUUAAGCUGGUUGCAUAACCAUAGGCUAGUACGAACGGCAAACCGAAGGGAGUAUGAGAGCAAUCAAGGAGCCGCUACUAUGGACAUCACUCAGAAAAGAUGAGGAGUCAGCGACUGCCAUUUCGGGGAUUCAACCUCGACACCACUAUCGGCGUCUAUGCCCCAACAAUAAAUAGCUCUGAUGACGCGAAGACCAGAUCCUACAAAAACCAGCAUGCUUUCCUGGCGUCUGUGUCGAAGGCGUAUAAGUUGAUUGUCCUGGAUGACGUUAAUGCCCACGUCGGGACAGACUGCGCUGCCGCGGUGUGCUGCGUCCCCACGAAAAUCGUUUCAUACUCCUGCAAACCUAACCUGAACACCGUCUCCUACUGACCAACAACUUUUCCGCCUGCCGAUGCGGAAGAAGUCGACCUGGAUGCAGCCCUGACCGCGGCGCUGUCAGUUGUUGCACUGUGCUCUCAUCUGACGUCGAGAUCGGCAGGACAUGACGGUGACCAAGGCGAUCUGCGAGACCGAUGUCUGAACGGAUCAUCGUCUCGUUAUCUCUAAGGUGAGGCUCCGUCUACGAACCCGCAAGAGGCCACAAAGCAAGCGACCUCCAGGACAGCUGAAUACUGCUUUGUUGCCUUUACCUGUUCACCGCUUACAUUUCAGCAAUCAACUGACUCAGCGGCUGGAAGAACUGUAAGCUGCAGAGAAAACGCUCCUGGAGACUCAAUGAUGCCGACUACGGGACGCCGUUCACUCGACCACCCUGGCUGUCCUCGGCCGCGUCCGUCGCCAGCAUCAAGAUUUGUUUGACGAAGAUGACGUCGCCAUCAGUAACCCGCUGGUCGAAGAGAACAGGAUGCACAGAGCCUACCUCAACCGCCCAACCGAUGCGAACAAAGCAGUAUUCAACCUAUGUCACCGCAUAGCGCAGCAGUGGUUUUGAAAAAUGGCUCGCGGAGCCAAGGAGUUUCAGGGGUAUGCCGAUCACAAAGAAUCGAAAAAUUUCUUCGCCGCAAUCAAGGCGAUCUACGGCCUUCCGAACAAAGGAACUGCACCGGUUCUCAGCUCCGAUAGAUUAACGCUUUUGAUUGAGAAUCACAUAUUCUGAAGCCCUGGGGAGAACACUUCAGAAACCUUCUCGGUCGCCCCUCCACAAUCUCCGACGACGCCAUCGGCCAGCUAUCCAAGUGAAAAUCAACGUCGACCUGUACCUCCCGCUUUCCUUCCAGAAGGCAUUUGUGCCGUGCAACAAGUCUCCUGCGCGGGGUCCGCCAACCUCGACCUGGUUAUCAACACGGAAAAAACAGUGGUCAUUCAUCAAGCGUCACUCAGCAUGCAACACUGCACUACUCUUUGCAUCACUGUCGACGAAAAACAACCUCAAAACGUAAACAGUUUUGCUUAUUACGGAAGCACACUUCCCUGCAGCACGAGAAUUGACGAAGAAGUGGCCCACCGGAUCUUCAAAGUUGGCCGGCUAAAGAACUCCUUGUGGAUUCGUCAUCAUCCCCAACUAAAUAAUAAACUGGAGAUCAGCCGGGAUGUCGCCUUGAUGGCACUUCCUACAAAGCAAAGAUUCGGACCGCCUACCCCAACCAAGUCAGAAAACCCAACCACCUUCAUCGCAGCUGCCUUCGCAAAACUAUAAAGCCGAAAUGGCAAGAUAAGAUACCCGAUACACAUGUAUUAAAACGGACCCGAAUCCUUAGUAUCUACUCCAUGUUGAGGCAACAGCAGCUGCGUUAGAGCGGUCACCUUUCAAUCAGGGAAGACGCACAUCUACCGUAGCAACCUUUUUAAAUGAUGUCGCCACAGGUACUCGUCGACAAUAAGGGGGAAGUCGGCGCUAUAAGGACAUUGAAGGACUCUCUGAACCGGCUAUAAAUCAACCCGGAGACCUGGGAGAACCUCGCCAAGAACGGAAUAACUCGGCGGAGAUAAGUGAAGACUGGCACGUCCAUUUGUGAAGUAAAUUGGAUGGCAGCCGAAAAAUCCAAAAGGGAGGCUUACAAGUCACAAGCGUCUCACCUUCUCAAUGCCUACUCUUAACCUCUUCCAAGAUCUGCGCACAUUGCGCGCGCGAAUCGGUCUCGUGGAGCACCUUUCGAUUCAAUGUGCCAAUAACCAGACAGCGUUUGCUUCCCCCCCACUCUUGCCCCUGUCGCAAACCCCGCGACGAUCACUCCCGUCACCGCCGAUCAGACUGCCCCUGCCCGCCACCAUCAACCACCGUCAUCAUCUGCCCUGCCCCAACGACUGAGUUGACCACAGCGAUCAGCUCCACCACCACAACGACGCCACGCACUUCCCCACCAACGAGACGAUCUCCAACGACCCGUCAUCUAUUACCAUUUCCACUAACACCUCCACCUUUAGUGAUGUGGAAUCGGCCCAUGCCUGUCCUCAUUGCGGUCGCACAUACAUCCCACACAUCGGCCUGGUCAGUCACUUGCGAAUCCAUUGCACAGAAACUGGCGAGUCAGUGCCUGCAGCACCAACCUGCACUCGUCGCAUCCGCCUCGACUGUCCACGCAGUCAUCCCCCCAAAUUCACUCAUCGCAUGGGCCUACUAGGUGACGUGUAUCCACGACAGCGGAACUCACGCAGUCUAGACACACCUGAUACAUCUUGCACAUCCACCAUGCCUAGUUCAAUCCACGUCCCGCGGCCUAGGGCGCCCAUCACCGGCAUUUAUACCAUCGCCACCAUCAGGGAAACCGACUCUGACACUGCCGAUCUAUCUUGGCCGCACUGUCCCCCACAUUUGUCUCACCCAUUGGUAAAAUCGGCCAUUUUCGAAUCCAUCGCAAAGAGGCUGGCGAGCCAGUGCCUAGAGCACCCCAACAUACACCAGACGCAUUUGUCACAACUGCCCGCACUGCCCUCGAAAAUUCAUCCGCCACAUUCACGAAAACCUGCGAUAGACAACCUCCAACUACAUCACACCUUCCGUCAUCUGCACCUGCACCACACAACCACAUCACCCAACACCACGCAGCGCAAGGACUCAUAUGCCACCGCCUACUCAAGUGCUUCAGGAGGCUACACUGCUGCUCUGAUCCGAGCGGAAACUAUCACGGAGAGCCAAGAGCCGUGGCUUAGAAGGCUGCCGACUGACGCCUUGACUCAAUCCCCACAGUCAGCCUAGCUGUGUGUGCUUGUUUGGAGUCGCGGACUGGUGAGCUGAGAGCCAGGCCGCCACCGCUUCUUCUUAAUGUGACCUCUGGCAUUCCAACAUAUGUGUGGAGUGUGUGUACAUACGAGUAAUACCUCUCAGUCUACGCCUGACUGGUUACUCAGUCUGUGAAGGAAGGUGGUCCAGGCUCAGUGAAGGGCUGUGGUUCGCUCUUCUGGGUCUUACGGGUUGUGAACGCCUGUUACACCUCUGUUCAGCAAACCGUGGCUCUUGCAACCUGGUGUGCACUGACACCUCGCACCUGGCACCUGGCUUUCUGCUGGUAGAUGCGUUUGCGCUCCCGCCAUGUAUAGAUAUCGGGAGCAUUACUGCCCAGUCAUAUUCGUCGUAUUUUUGACCCUUUGUGGUGCUGUUUUUCUUAUUUGAAAUCCUGGUUGGGUGUUGUUGUGGACCAGGGGGUGUAGUGAUGCGCCUACGUGAGGGUCUGACCGUGCUAGCCACCUUCGCCCUCUUCCGAUUCCAGUCUUCUUGUCUAUGCCUUGACGUGGGGUGGGGGAAUAGAGAGUGUGGCAGAUGUUGCGCAAAACCACCAUUAUUAUUAUAAAAAGCACGCAUUAGUCACCGUACAUUCUUCAUCUUGCUGUGGUACACACGGUAAACAUCGUUGGCUGCGACUGUCGAGCUGUCACCGUAAACCAACAGCGCGUCGUGCCGAACAAAACUGUGCAAACAUUUUACAGACACCAAUUCGAAGUAAUUGAAGCGGGAUGCCUCAAUGCCCUACUAAAUUGCAAUCUUUGCGAAAUGAAGUUCACUCGGGUGUCACGGACUACUUGACAAUCUAUAUUGAUAGAUUCCACGUGUUCUGAUAUGCGCUUCUGCAACCGUCUGCCCGCAGGAUGUCUACAAUAUGGCUGCACAAUCCCAGCAGAAGCUUUUAAAGAACAGUUAACCUCGUGAAAUUAGCUGGAUUUAUUGACAUCUCGAAGAACCAUAAUGGCAGUUCUGUCUAGCAGUGUGAAGUUAAAGUAGCCGAUAAACGGAAGAUUGUCAUCGAAUAACAUUUGAUCCCAGAGGAUCCACGUUAUAGUCACGGGUACGUAGAGGGAGCACAAUCGUAACUUUCCGCACUAAGACGACUACGAAAUGUGCCUUAAAAUAUCUCACGCCUUAACUCAAAAUCCGCACCGUACUGCUGCUCAAGGGACGUCAUCACCAAUCUUUUGUUUCUAGCACUUGUGUGGAGAGAAGAAUGAAAACGUCAACGUCUGUAAAUGUCUAACUGUAAUUUGACAGUCUGAGAAUAGGCAACUAUCGGUUACGCCCUCCGGAUCCCAAGCGACGGUGACGGCAUUAAAAGGAAAGUAAACCGAAAGGGGAAGCUGAAAUCGUUUUGGUGGGAAAGGAGCCAAAGCUAAUAUGGAAGAGGACAACCUGACGUAUACCGAUUCUUCCGUAAUAAUGAAGAAAGUCCUGCAAUCCCAGCACAAAACCUAACUGACAGGACACGCGGGGUAGGAACACCCAAAAACUUAUGUAAAUCCAGGUAGUAACCUCAAAAGUAAACCUGAACCUUGAGUUAAUUGCAAAUCUUACACUAACCCUAAGCGUAACACUAAGCCUAACACAAACCCUUCAGCUAACUUUACCUUUAGUGUGCAUGUUGAGCUUACUCUUGGGACUCGGACAGCGUAACCAGUCUUGGCCUACAAAUAUUACCUAGCUUCUUGAAGUAUCUAAUGGAUUUCUACCUAAAUGCUCAUAUGGACCUCCGAAACGAGAUUAUGACAUUUUGGGUCGGAUAACGCAUUAUAUUUUUCCUUAUUACUUUCCCGAGUUAUAAAAGUGGCAACAUUAAUAACUACAGUAAAUGUCAAUUAGCAAUGCACUUAGGAGAAAAACUGUUCGCAACUGCGUAACGCAGCAACACUACAUUACCAAAAAUGGUGCCUUGGCCAUUUCCUAGUAUCUUUGUCGCUAAUGGAGUAUAGAAGGGCAUAUGAUUGCCUGUUUGAUUGAAUGUGAGUAUUGUUCGUUUUUGCCCCGAAAUCUGAUGAAUUUCAGGUCAAAUAUGCAUACCGACUCUCAGGUCGGGCAAAAUGAGUACUGUUCUGAGGGAUCUAAUCAUGCAUGUUUGUAGCUUGCAAAUAUCACGCGGAUACUCCACAGCAUCCGAUCAACUACAGCCCCAAUAAUCCUAUUAACUUUUUAGUCGUGGCCAAAAAAUGCUUGGUGCAUGCUGCGGGGGACAGGAAGUGUCUAGCAUGCAUAUGUGGGUUCUUCACCUUCGUCAUUCACUGCGUCCGAUCCCGCCUCUAGGUGUCCUGACACUUUCUUGAUGUCGGAGCCAGGUGAAUGAGGGAGAGAGGGCGCUGGAGGCAGCACACUUCUGCCCCCAUUAAAAAUUUAUUUACGCGCAGGUGACCCUCCUGCGUUUACUCAGUGGGAUACACGCUGGACCUAGUCUAAUCAUUAACCGGCACAACUGCGAGGUCCAGGUGGAGGUGGCACAAACUAGGAUUGUUGUGUACGGAUUCCGAUCUGCCGCCAGAAGUAGCAGCGGACGCUAAUGAGAGCAAUCCCCGCCCUGACAGAGUCAACUCACGACACAGAGAGAGAGAGAGAGUCGGUGGUGUCAUUCAAGUGACUGGGAAUGAGUGUGUUUGGGAUAGAGUAAAUUGACUUUAUCCCAGGAGUACUUAGGACGACCGCGGAUGACCUUCAGAGAAACAAAAAGGCUGGCUAUGUCGUCAUAAUGAAUAUCUACAAGUUAUCUGUUUUCAGAAAUUCGUCUUCAAGGGUUGAGAAGAAUAGUUCACACUAGCUGGCUGUCCGCAAAUUGGUACUAUUAAACCGUUGGAACUAUUUUGUUAUCUUCUACUAAGACCAGAGCGCACUGAAUAGCGCUGGUACAUACCCCGGGUGGCAUUAGUAAUUGAUCUGACCCGAGAGUGAGUCUUAUCGUAGGUUUGAACCUCGGUUAAGCUCACUGACCCGCAACCACCAUGCGCAGCCAACUCUUGCUUGCAAAUCCGAACACUGUUCACUGAAUAAUUAUAUUUCGUCAAUGGAGUCGACGCUUAAUUUUCUAUGAGAUUGCGCAAUUCAGUCUGGACGAAGGCUGGAGUCAUGACUUGGCGAGAAUUAAAGAAGUAAGCGGAGGAGUGAAGCAUUAUUACAGGUAACCAGUAGCUAUUUCUGACAUUAACAUUGUGGACAGUAGUAUAAUCGGUCGGCCUGCAAGUCCCUAUGCAGGCGCAGUAUACUCGUGCUGACUGGUUCAGUUCAGGCUGUACGCUUUGUCUAUUCGCAGCUUGAUUCCUCCGCCUAAGUGUAUUCCAGAUUUUCGAUGGGAUAAAAAGGACACCAUUAGCAGGCGUUUUACGCAUGUCGUUUGUGGCGGAGGAUAUGGACGAUGCAAAAUAAAGAUAGUAAGAGUGUGUACAGUCAGUGACCGACCUCAUGAAAUGUUGGCUGAAAUUCUGAAAUGCGUUUUCGACGAGGAAGGAUUUCUUAGGCGGGGUUGUAAUAAUGAUUAUCUUGCGGCAUAAUCCUUAAAUAUUUCGGACUUAUCAGGAUGUGUGCUUUUGAAUGCAUUGCUUCUUAAUCUUCUGUAGAAAACCUAUUCGUCAAAAAAAUGACUAAAUAUUUACCAUGCAUCUUUCCCAUUGAUUAACCAUGCUCUUGUAAAUUCAAAAAAAAUUAAUAGUGAAAAUGCGAUUCCCGGGUGAAAUAUCAAAAUAAGAGGAGGCGUUCACCGGCAGAGGUGUAUUUGAGGUCUGACGUUUCGGGUAGUCGUUUCUUCUACCCACCAUCAGAGACUGAGCAGUCGUGCACACAGAUUUCCUUUUAUGGCGCACUUUGUUCGAUGCCUGGCCCACCAAUGCCGCCUGUGUGGCUGCAUCCGACCCGCAUGUCACCGUGACCUGAACCCCGCCCAUCUUCGUCGGCCGCGGUGAUAAUUGGCGGCCCCGAUUGUCCCGCGCCGUGACUGUCAACCGUCAAGAAUGUCCGUAAAACCAGAUAAGCGGGAGGUAAAUUGAUGUGGCGGUUGACAGAACAGUCGGUAGACAUCCAGGCUUCUUGCACCUGCCUUGCCGUAUGAUCAUCACCUCGGUCCACGAUUUCAACGGCGUCAAAGUUGAAGACGUGUCCCAUUUGGACGGCAUGGGUUGCUACCUCCGACCUUGGGUCCAACCUUCGCACGGUCAACUUAUGCUCGUGCAUGCGCGUUUGCAGCCGUAGGCCAGUUUCCCCAACGUAGUUACACAUUCCGCAGCUGCACUGAAGUCGGUAGACAACAGCCGACAUCUCCUGUUUAGGGAUCGGGUCUUUUGGCCGCAUCACUUGCCGGCGGAUUGUUGAGUCGGGCCUGUGGGCAACGCCUAUUACGAGCGGCGCGAGGGAUCUGGCUACGGCUUCGGAGACCCCUUUCAUGUAUUGAAUGCUCCGCCACGAUUUUGGCUGAAUAGGUUCUUCAUUCCGCUUCCUUGGUUGCUUUCGACUCCGUUCAAGGAAUGUUCGCGGAUAGCCGUUAGCUCUGAAGAGUUCUUGGGGGAGCUUCAUCUCGUCCAGUUUGGCGACUGGAGUGCUGCAAUGAGUUUCCACCCGUCGCUAUAGCGUGCGUAUACAGCUUCCUUUGUGUUGCAGUGGGUGGUUGCUGUUGUAACUGAGCAUUUGCAGCGUGCUCGUCGUUUUUCUUUAGACUGACGUCGCCAGUUUACCGUCUGGUUGGCGAUAGAUGAGAACAUCCAAAAAUGGAAGUUUGAUCUCCACUUCUUCUUCCAUCGUGAACUGUAGGUCGGGGAUGGUUGAGUUCAAUAGUUCUUCAUAGUAGCUAAUUUUGCCCUGAUCGAUGAUUACGAAGGUCCUAUGUCAUUCGCUGGCUAUGACGGAACAUCUUUUGUUUAGCCAGUUCCGUGUUGACGGGAGGGUUGUAAGAUUGUCACCUACGGCUAAGGAAGUACGCACGCAAUUCCGACAAUUUCCGGAGGCUUAUUACACGCCGUUGUGGUGAAUCGACCGAUAUUACAUUGGAGAACACCUUAUUAUCAUUGGGACGAAAGAAACUUGCUAACAGGGAUGUUUAGUUUUCAGUAAAGUUCAUGGCCCUGCAAACCGCACAAUCCCGGGAACCUUAACAAAAGUUAGUACACAACCUCUCGUCGAAAAGUCUUACUGUGCUCCAAACAAAAGUUCUGCAACGUGGAUCUGGUUUUAACACAACUGACGCCGACCCGGUCAAAUUCUUUGCUUCUUUCGAAUCUGUGCUACGUCAAACCAGCGCCACAGAUGAGGCAAAAGGUCUCCUCCGACAUCGAGUCUCUUCAUUUCUCAUGUCACACCGAAAAACUCAUUCGUUGCUAAGAGAUGAACAAAGGGCCCUAAGGGAGUUGAAAGCGGACACCGAAAUAGUUAUUUAACCUGCUGACAAAGGCCGAUCAGCCGUUAUCCUUGACAAGGCGGAUUACCGAAACAAAGCGCUCAUGCUCCUCAACGACCGGGAGUCCUACAUGGUCAGCGACGCCGCCAGUCUAAAGUCCCUACUGGCGAAGGAUAACAGGGUUCUGUCUUGACUAAAGAUGGAAAAAAUCAUCACCGUCAAAGAAUGGUAUAUGACAAAGCCCACAGAAACACCGAUGGCGAGAUUCUACGGUCUUCCAAAAGUACACAAGUCAGAUGCUCCCCUCCGACCAAUCGUCUCACUCCGAGGCACAUCCACGUACGGGCUCGCAAAUUGGCUGUUUCAGAAGCUAAGAUUCCUAACCGAGGGCUCAGAAACAACAGUACACUCAGCAGAGCAAUUCCGCGACAAAAUAAGGGCGGUCACGAUUGAUCCGAAUGAGAGGAUGGUGUCAUUUGACGUCGCCUCACUCUUCAUGUCCAUAGCACAGGCCCUUGCGGUCGAGACGCUCAGUGACCUGAUUCGUCAGAAUUCCGACGAGGGCAAUGGUCAGCCCACAGAUCAGGAUCUCAUAGAACUAUUGAACUCAACCAUCCCCGACCUACAGUUCACGAUGGAAGAAGAAGUGGAGAUCAAACUUCCAUUUUUGGAUGUUCUCAUCUAUCGCCAACCAGACGGUAAACUGGCGACGUCAGUCUAAAGAAAAACGACGAGCACGCUGCAAAUGCUCAGUUACAACAGCAACCACCCACUGCAACACAAAGGAAGCUGUAUACGCACGCUAUAGCGACGGGUGGAAACUCAUUGCAGCACUCCAGUCGCCAAACUGGACGAGAUGAAGCUCCCCCAAGAACUCUUCAGAGCUAACGGCUAUCCGCGAACAUUCCUUGAACGGAGUCGAAAGCAACCAAGGAAGCGGAAUGAAGAACCUAUUCAGCCAAAAUCGUGGCGGAGCAUUCAAUACAUGAAAGGGGUCUCCGAAGCCGUAGCCAGAUCCCUCGCGCCGCUCGUAAUAGGCGUUGCCCACAGGCCCGACUCAACAAUCCGCCGGCAAGUGAUGCGGCCAAAAGACCCGAUCCCUAAACAGGAGAUGUCGGCUGUUGUCUACCGACUUCAGUGCAGCUGCGGAAUGUGUAACUACGUUGGGGAAACUGGCCUACGGCUGCAAACGCGCAUGCACGAGCAUAAGUUGACCGUGCGAAGGUUGGACCCAAGGUCGGAGGUAGCAACCCAUGCCGUCCAAAUGGGACACGUCUUCAACUUUGACGCCGUUGAAAUCGUGGACCGAGGUGAUGAUCAUACGGCAAGGCAGGUGCAAGAAGCCUGGAUGUCUACCGACUGUUCUGUCAACCGCCACAUCAAUUUACCUCCCGCUUAUCUGGUUUUACGGACAUUCUUGACGGUUGACAGUCACGGCGCGGGACAAUCGGGGCCGCCAAUUAUCACCGCGGCCGACGAAGAUGGGCGGGAUUCAGGUCACGGUGACAUGCGGGUCGGAUGCAGCCACACAGGCGGCAUUGGUGGGCCAGGCAUCGAACAAAGUGCGCCAUAGAAGGAAAUCUGUGUGCACGACUGCUCAGUCUCUGAUGAUGGGUAGAAGAAACGACUGCCCGAAACGUCAGACCUCAAAUACACCUCUGCCGGUGAACGCCUCCUCUUCUUUUUAAAUAUAUCUAACAGAAUACGUGGACAAAAUUCUGCUUUCUUCUACUCGAUUGAUAGGUAAGCGCAUCACCUUUAUAUUUUACACUCAAAAUCUGGUAUCUUUAGGUUUUAAAAUAAUUUUCGGAUUCCUGAAUUAAUUGCGAACCUGAUCAGUCGUUGCAUUAUCGCUUAAUGAUUUAAAUCGACGAGGUGCUUGCGUUCCGCCUCGGGAUCUUCACCUAUUUUUCUAUGUCUUUAUUAAGAUACCUGUCGAUUUAACACAAUUUUGCAAUGGAUGCGGACAAUAUUGUGCAGUUCGUGAGGAUCAUUGGUAAACUGCCAGGACCGAUGUUGUAUUAAUGGACAUCGAUGUUGGACCUCUUGCUUAUGUAAACUUUCCUCUCAGCAAUAAAACGACUACUGGCUGUAUUUGAGUACAAUAGGUAUCCAAACUCAUUAUGUAUCCAUUAAUUGACAUAAGAUAAAUAAACUAUGGCAAACCUGUCCGAAUCCGUUUAGGAGAACGACAGACUAUUAAUGAACGACCUUCAGUUAAAUGUAAAUGCAAAAUAAACAUUUAAACCACGAUCAAGUUGGCUUAAUAUAACAACUCAUGCAAAAAACAAAAUGCCGAAAACGCGGAAAGUUGUGUCAAAAGGUUAAGCUAAAAUUUUAAAAGUACAUAAAUGUAGUUCACGUAAACAACCAAGCAAAUAAAACAGCCGAAGCAUAAAAGGCUUAAAAUAUUCAUUUGUCUACACUUUAUGCUAGUAUCUUCAAAGAAGAAUCGUUCCGUUGGGCGCAAAUGAAGGUAAGAUCCAAUAGCAUCAUCGGAAUUCCAUCGGUCCUGGGAAAGUUGUCCGUUGGGGAGAAGCAGACAAGAUUGCUGGAAGGAGAGCCUCAUUCGCCUAACGUUUAGGAUUCCUGCUCGAGCCCAUCAUCAGAGACAAUAGCGGGUACACCUAUUUCAUACACAAGGGCCAUCCACCAUACUACCGCACAUCUAUGAAAAUUCACGUCUCCCUUCUAUAUCAGGGAUUGUUGACCUUUGUGUGAUGAUGGUUCGAUGGCCGAAAUUCAAGUCGUUAAUCGCCGAAAUUGCAUCACGUGUGUUGAAUAUUGAUGUGACGACUGCUUGACCAUCUGGCUCACCGACCCUGACGUUGGGAAUAGUGCUCGCCUGUGCGCUUUCCGCGUGGCUAACUACUCCGCCUAGGCGAGGUCUCAGCACGGAAUAUGAAAGGGGAAGGUCGCUGCAUUUGUUAUUGGACUGGGUGCCAGUGAACCAUGACUCAGGUAAUUUGCAGCUUACGUGAUUGUCACCUAUAGCGAGAAUGCCCGCCACGUCGAAUUUGAAAGUGUUCAGGGAAGCGACAAAUACGGGGCAAAUACUGAUCUUUGACAGCAACCACCCAAUAAGUCACGAAUGCAUAUGUGCGAGGACAAUCUAUCAACGUGUUAAAGAGCCCUUGAGUGAGCCGGAAGACAAAACUACUGAAAUACAAUACCUUCGACGGGAGUUCUAAGUCAGUGGCGGAGUAAUUAAUCACGCGAAGAAUGCAGAAGCGAACGCUGUUCCCAGCGUCUCUGUCGGUUGUUCAGAUGAGCUAGUAGACUAUUCAUUUGAAUUGACCAUAAAACCUCGUCGAUAUCGCCGGAUUGUGUGAUACCAAUGAAAUGCAGUGUCUGGUUCAAGGUACCGAAAUUGUUCCAUUAGAAGUUGACCCUACCUUUAACACUUUGUGUUGCUAGAUAUGUGGACAAUAAGAGCACAGAGAAGUUUCCUUGGCUAUACGGAAAAAACGGUAUAAAAAUAAUAGCUUCCAAAAGCAACAUUUGUGAGACUGGUAAGUGACUAAUUACGUCGAAAAGGAUUACUCUAUGUGGUAUUAACAACGUCCGUUUUCGUGCAUCAAGGUUACUUUCUAGUAAGCACUGACCAACUUUCGAUGACGAUAAAGUCUGCUGAGGCACUUGAUGCCAAUAAAAGUUUGAUGAGUACUGUGCGUUUUUCCCAAUCGACUUCCCGAAAAAUGUCUUUUGCAGCUUGCUUCUGCCAAUACUUUUGAUUCCUAAUAUUCCCUGAAAAACUUGCGAACUAGUUAGUACGUUAGAAUUCUUUUUCUUGCAUAUAACCAUUUGGGAAAUACUCGCAAAAUUACUAAACAUGAAACAUUAGCAACGAUAAAAUAUGAACGCUGAUAACAUAUUUCUGAGACAUAUGUGUUGGCAAAUUAAAAAGUUAUUUUGUGAUAAGUCGAGAUUUCUGGAAAAAGCACACGUAAAAAAGUUAAAAGAACCUCGGGAUAACAAAGACGCCUAAGUAACUAGAGCUGAGAAAGGAACAGGCCUCGUUAUAAUGGACAGAUCGGACUACGUAGCGAAGAUACAGUUCAUGCUAUCUGACUAGAGGAAGUUCAGAAAGAUAGACAAAGAAAAGGAUUUCACGGAUGACGCAGAGUUAAAAUUGACUGACUUUUUUAUGAAGGCCCCACACAUGAGGGUACAUAAGUGACCGUGACCUUGAACACCUCAGGCCAGUCGGCAAACAUAUCCCUGGACUAUUUGGUUCACCUAAGAUCCAUAAGGAAGGCCUGCCAUUUCGUCCGAUUUUAGACGUGCGAAACUCUCCGUAUCAUGCGAUACCGAAAUGGUUAGCGGAGAAACUCAAGCCCAUAGAGCAUCGGCUAGCACCAAGCAGCUAUCGAGAUACCUUUCAAUUCAUUGACGACAUUAAAGACCUUAACCUUAAAGGCAUGAUGAUGUUCUCACUCGACGUUGCAUCGCCUUUUACAAACGUCUAUGUCACCGAGAGAGUUGAUUAUAUCUGUGCUUUUCCAUCUGCCAAUCAGCAAGAAAUAUGAAUGCCGACCAACAUACUCAAGGAACUAUUUCUAAAAUGUACACUGGACAUGCAAUUCUUUUCUGGCAAUCAACUCUAUAGACAAAUAGAGGACGUUGCUAUUGGACCACCUCUUGGACAGCUCUUAACCAACGUUCCCAUGGACAAGCUUGAAAGAUAUCAAAUAAGCUAUCAGAUCGACAAGCUUAAACAUUACAGUCGCUGUAAAUAACGCACGUUCGUUGAUCAAAUUCACGUUGGAGAUGGGAUCGGCCGGUUUGCUUCCUUUUUUAGAUGUCCAUGUAAAGAGGAGCCCUGACGGUUGCAUCCGAAGGGGUCUCUAUCGGAAGAAAACCUAGUCUGAAAAAUACACGGACUUUGCUUAUUUCGUACCCCUCCAACGAAGACGAAAUCCACUCAGUUGUUUGGCAAAAAGAGCUAGACAAAUUUGUUCCUCAAAACUACUCUACAAGGAGACGCUGCAAGUGAACUCCCCAGAAGACGCUUUGACCAAGCUGUCUCGUAAAACCUUCCCAACAGCGUAGCAUUCUCCACUAACCCUAUUAUACAAGGAGAUUGCACGGAUAGGCUGUUACCUCAGUCAACCUCAAUGUGCAUCUGCGCAUUCACUUGCUCCUGUAGAGCAGGUUGAAUUGGUUGUGCGAGUCGGCGUCUUUCCAGAAGGAAACGGAGGCCCCCCUCCGCAUGACUGGCAGAAGGCAAAACUAUGAGAAUAGACAGCGCCAUUCUUGCGCAUGCAGUGGAUUCAGGGCAUCGUGUGGACCCCGCUGAUGCUUUUCAUGGGAUUACAAGGUCGCUUCGAGCUGCCCUAAGGUACUGAGAGAGCGCCUGUUAGCAAAAGCGGAAUCGACCGCAAUCAGGUUAGGAUGUCCGGCCCUAUGCGCCCAGAAGAACAUCGCUCAUGUUCCGCGAUUACCGUCGUCAAAGGUUGAAAAACCGCAUAAAACUUUCUGCGCCCAUCAGCUCUUGCCUAAACUGUAUUUGUUAAAACUAACUUUCAUCGAUUUUUCAAUCAUUUCCACGUCUAACUGUACCCAUUCCCAUAUACUUUUACUAGCCUGAAGAGCAUUUAUCAAAAGCAGCGUUUGCUGGCCAGUUUAUCUUCCGAAAAAUGCUAUGGAAAUUUUCACAACUCUUUUAUUAAUCGCUUUUGGAUGGUGUUUCUUUAUUAAAUGUUCAAAGGUAAGAUCAUAAUAAGAGUAUAAGAAGAUCUGCCGCGCCGUCCCUCUUCCUGAAAACUGCUGACAAUCCUUCUGUUGUAAGUCAAAGUAAUUACAUCCCUCUUCAUACCAUGACCAUUACCGUUAUGUACACGUAUUUAUACAUUUCUUGCUAAUAUCUCAUAGGUCCCGCUGAAAAUACGAAAUAGCGCUAAACCUCUUAGUACCAUGCAGGUUCACUUUUAAGUCAGUAUCAAAGAUUAUUAUGUUUACCUAAAGAUGAGCCCUGGAAGUACUCACAAUCUCCAGGAAAUUAUGGGUGCAUUUAAAUAAAAAAUUACAUAUACGCCUUAGUUGAGUUUUUAGGGUAAAAUACGUACUAAUUACCAAAUCGAAAUUUGUAACAUUAACAUGGCUAUUAUUUAAUGAAAAACAAAACUGUUCAUAUCUUUUCUUACCUCACCUGCACAGGCAAAGCAAAUAACAAAUAUAUUUCUGACAGAUUUGGGUAAGUAUGAUGUAUAUAUAUAUAUAUAUAUAUAGUGAUAGGGGGCGCUCACCGAUCGUUCAUACGGAACUCACUCGUUCCGUUGUGCCUUAUGGACUCUCUCUUUUGUCGGUAAUAUCAUUCUGCCUAUAUAUCAUGCGCCGCUGCGCGGCUGCUGGUUGGGCUCGAGAGAGAGUCCAUAAGGCACAACGGAACGAGUGAGUUCCGUAUGAACGAUCGGUGAGCGCCCCCUAUCACUGUAUAUUCCCAAUCGAAAACCGACAGGGCAACGGGCUCGUGGCCCGGUGAGUAGAGGCGUUGACUUCUAAACCAACAGGUCGCGAGUUCGAGGCUCGGGUGUUCCACACUUCGGGCUUGGGUAUGGCUGGCUGACGACGGCUAAUAAGCCAGAAAUGGCCAUUCCAGUCUCCCUUGUCUUUGUCGGUAAUAUCAUUCUGCCUAUAUAUAUAUAUAUAUAUAUAUACAUACAUAUCUGUAUGAAAAAUAGAAGAGGUUCUUCAGAAAAGUCGAGUUGUACUCGUGAAUUUUCGAGCUGGUGACACCAACCCGUCGUCAGACGUAAUGAAAACGAGGGAGAAAGUUAUGUUGUCACAGUAGACCAGUUAGUGCCAUAGGACAGAACAGACCACUGACGUGUGACCGGGGGUGGGGUGGGCUCCCGAGGUCAUGGUAGGUCACUGAGUGAGGGACGGGAAAGGGAGAGGAGGCGGAACAAUUACGGCGAACCGUACUGGAGGGGGAGGGUGGGUGGUGAAUCAGUUGGAAUGCGGGCGGCUGUAUUCGCGGUCGUCGAUGCGUGAUUAGGGCAGGGGGCAGUCAUUCGUGAACGUAGACCCUCGUAAUGGGCAUCUAAGUCAACGUGGCGGUUGAUACUACCCGCAUGGGAGUACCAAGCCUCGAGAAAUUCCCUCGCUCGCUUUGUGUUAGCCAUGGCGACGACCUCAGUGCCAUCCCAAUUGAAUCGGUGGUCGUACUCGAGUGCAUGGGCAAAGACGAGGGACAGGGGGUCUCGCCGACGGAUAGCUAGUUUGUGUUCGUUGAUACGGGUGCCCAGCCAUCGACCUGUAUGGCCAGCAUAUACGCAAUAGCAAUUAGCACACGGGAUGCGAUAAUACAAUAUAUAAUAUAUAUAUAAAGCAUUAAGAGGGAUCUAUCUGACCUAGUCGUAAAAAAUCGGCAGUCUGGAUGGUGUUGGAAAUCACGAUAACAAGGACAAGACUUAAGCAUAGAUAACGCCCUGAGCUAAGAGGCCCGACUAGCAGCGGUGAAGUUAAUCCCAUUUUGUUCAGUUACCUGCCGCGCCUAUCGCAACGCAUGAACCCAUCAAAUCGAAUACAAUACACUGACUGUUAAAGCAAGAUUUCUUAAGUAAUUUAACCGAGGAUAAACCAGAAAACCACUGGGUCCUUUCAGUAAAGUUUUGUUUUUGACAGAUGUGAGUAAUUUAUUCGACUCACUCCUUAAAAAUCCCAGAUGGAAGAUGAAACACUAGAGUAUUCCGAUUAGAUGAAAGACGCACGGAAGCCUAAACACAGUUGUGGACAUUGACGGAUAAAGAGAAUUCACCGAAUGUAAGUCAACAUUGAUUUACACUGAAAUUUACAAAUUCGUUGCACGAGAAAAUCUUUUAAAAAAAACUUAAUCUACGUGGGAAAAUGAUGACUUCCUAAAGAGAUUUGACGAAUAAGCAAAAUGGAAAAUUUCAGAUGCCAUAAAAUAAUUACACCAGUUUUCGGUAUCAUGUUUUUGACCUAAGUUACAUGCCGUCCAAUACGUGAAGAGGUCUUGGAUGCUAUUUUCUACGAUAAAAUCUGCUGAAAUUAAAACACAUUAACUAAAAAGUGACGUCAUAAAGCUUAAACUGCAACCGCGGCUGAGAUAUGACCAAGGAGAUACUGGAAAUUUUCUCAUGUAUGCAUUAUAGUCCAUAAAAAUUUCUUUUUUUCGCAAAUGGAACCCAUGACAGAUAUGAAGCCAUCCCGUAUGUGAAAUCAGUGACGUUCAACAAUGGUCAAUUCCCAUCGUGAAAGGCCAUAAUGGACAGGUUCUUUGCCUAGGAUGGGUAACCGCAACUCCAUAGCGUUGUUCAUAAGACAUAGAGCGCUGGCGUUUUCCGGGUUGAUAAAUAGCGACAACUGAUCAGUCCGUUGAGUGACGAGGGAGAGGCCGACAAGCAUUCUGGCUCGCCAACAAUUACGACGGCCGCAAAGGGGUCAUUAGUGUCAGGAGCCCACCGGCGGUCAAUCGUGGAGGGGUCAACGCUAAUCGACGGCGAACGAGCAGGUCCUAGUUCGUGCCUCGCGCACGGAUAUAAUACCAGGCAAGUAUCAAGGCUGACGCAAUCAAGACCAGCGGGAACAGUCAACACAUGACUCUGAUGAUGGAAAUGAGAGGGUUUCCGAAACGUCAGUACAAAUAUAACUCGGUCCAUGAAUUCGCCCUAUCUUCUUCUUCGUCUUCUUCGGGGGAUGAUGAACGCGAUAAACUGAAUUCUAUGGAAAUGUUAUCACGCAAACACUUUUCUCAUUAGUAGGGGGGCGCUCACCGAUCGUUCCUACGGGACUCAUUCGUUCCGUUGUGCCUUAUAGGCUCUCUCUCGAGCCCAACCUGCAGCCACACAGCGGCGCAUAAUAAAGGCACAACUGUAUACUCUGCCCCAACCGGAACUUGUUAUGUUUGUCAAGUACGUGACAUUUUGCACUAACAGACGCAUAUCGUUUUUCGUAAAAAGCAGAGACGGACCGUCCAUCUGCCGAUUCCUUGGAACCAAUAGCUUGCGUUAGUCUUGGUCUUAGUUUAGCCUUACGUUUUUACAACAUCUAUCAAAAACUCGAAUAACAUUUUAAGUAUUAAGACAACGAAUAUCGUCAUUUUUUGCUGACAUUGUGAAAUCAUUAUGUAAUGCAUUGAUUCCAUGUGAAUUUUGUACGCAUUUCUUACGCUAAUAUUCUCUCGGUUGGUAGGACAUUGCCUAUUCGCUCGCCCCUGUCGAUUAUCUGUUUGAUAUUCUUCAAUCGUCUAUGCGAAGUUGCGUUGUGUGGGUCGCCUUGAAAGUGCCUGCGCACACAAAUGUGGAAAAUUCAACUGUUGUUCUAGUGACAGGCACAUCCAACUGAAUGCCAAUAAAAUCUCUUUUCUAAACGUAUAAAUAAGACAAAAGUGUCAAGAAGUAACAAGUGGCAGUCACAUACAAAUAUAACGAUGAGCAUUCCUCCGUCGAUUCUGCUCAAAGCCGUUCUGAUUUCCGUAAUUAUUUUUUACGGUAAAUUUCAUUCCGUUACUUAAAUUUUAACAAAAAUAAAUGUUUUUAGUUUGCUUAGGAAGAAAAACUUGUGUAAAUCAAUCCAGCUUAGAAGCAUAGCUAUGUUCUUUCUAAAAAGGCAAAAAAACGUUGAAAGCAAUGGAGCCUAUUCAAUAAUCAUUUUCAAAAUGCUAUUUAAUUAAUCAUACUUUCAGUACGCGCCAUCGAAUCACCGACCUACAAACUUUGCAAAGGCGAGCAUUCAGAAUGCACGCCUGUGAGCUACAGAGAGGAGGAUGAAACAAAGGGCGCAGGAUGCCGUGACGCCUGUGCGAAGCAGCGAGGUCUGUUUCUGUUUAAAAUGCAUGCUUCCGCAGUUUGUUUCUUGUGUCCGUUGAUGUUCCAUUAAUUUAUGGAUUUGUACUAAAAUAUCCUCUACGAUAACCAUCAAGCUCUUCUAAUUCCUUUAGAAAAUCUAAACGAGAUAUCAAAAGCAUAUUUUUGCGAGGAAUCUGAUAAGCCGUGCAAGGUAUACGACGUUUAUGGACGAAGUGGCUACGACAAGACCUUCGAGAGACACGUCAUGUGUGUCAAGGUGUGCCAUCUUUCGGGCAAGGGUAAGUCAUUUUACGGCCUUCGGUCAACUACAUGAUUGUUAAGCCAUCUAUGUUUCAUGGUAAAACGAAGCGCUUCAGAAGUAAAUUCAGAUAUGUAGUACAGCCUGUUCAUGCUUCUGCUUAUGAAAAUUAACAUUUAUUUUUCCAGCUCAGCACAGUUCCACGGAUUUCAUUAAACUUUGUUCGCCCACUAUGGACCCUUGCGCUGAGCUAAGGAGAAUAAAUGGGACGUUCGAUGUCUUCAAUAAAUGCGCUUUUCAAUGUGACGGGUGGACUAACUGUAAGUUGAAAUGAACCCUUCUAAAGCUCAUUCAACAAUUUUUCAUUUCAUUAUUCUUGCCGACAUUAUCGUCGUUGUUACGGAAUUCUAAAUCUCAAUAAAGUGGAUAACAAGAAGGAACAGACUGCUCAAUUCAGCAUCCCAGGAAGUGGCAAUGUGGAUGGCAAAUACUUUUUUAAUCCAAGAAAUGGAAAUGCCUUUGCCGGCUUGAAGUCCUGCUUCAGACGUUGCAUGUCAGGUGAGGCUUGAAAUAACCUACAUAUCAUCCUAUAAUUUUGUGAGACCCGACGUGCUUUGUUGGUAUUUACGGACUUCACAAGCGCAUCCUCACAGGUUCCAGGGUAUUAUUAAUCACAUUUAGACGUUCUGAUAGGAAAAAUACAAAUUUAUCGUUCUCCACGCAAAAAAUGGGGAUAUUUUGAUUGUCUGUCGUGAGACAUUUUAUACCGUAUGUGUUUGUGAGUCAUUUUCCACUCUUCUCAUAAACGCGUCUAUGCAAUUUCAAGAUCGCUUUUCAGCAUAUUAAUUGGGAUUAUCAAGCUUCACCUUUAGCACCCUUAGUAGGAGUAGACUUAUCACUGCCUGACGUUAAGUGACUUGCAUUAAUACGUCCUUAGCAUAUCGAGUACAUAGACUAAAGUUUAUACUUGAAGAUACUAAGCCUGAACAUUGUAUGGGGGUCAACGAUAUUACUAUUAACAAACUGAUGUUUUCGUUUUAGAAUAA
This is a messenger RNA of Spirometra erinaceieuropaei, 57230 nucleotides long. The record is from the annotation of a GenBank genome assembly. Lineage: Eukaryota; Metazoa; Platyhelminthes; Cestoda; Diphyllobothriidea; Diphyllobothriidae.